GUGCUUCGCGGCAGCGCGAUGACGCCACGGGGGGGCGGAGCGAGCGCCGGAGGUUCUCCGCGCGAGGGUCAGGCGGAGGGCGUGGAAGGCGUGGAAGGCGGCGCCGCAUAAUCUAGGCAUGAGGGGGCGUGGCCGGGCGCCUGUGCCUCCGCCGCCGCCUCCUCCUCCUCCUCCCUCGGCGGAGGUUCCCAAGAUGGCGGCGCUGGCGGAGGGGGGCUACGCGCUGUCGUGCGGGCGGCUCGGCCGCGGCACCCGCGUCUCCGUCUUCCACGUCAAGCUCACCGACUCGGCCCUGCGCGCCUUCGAGGCCUACCAGGGGCGCAAGGUGGGUGGUCGCGGGGGGGAGGGGGCGGGGCUUCUGUGGGGGGGGAGGGGAGGCACGACCCCCCCCUAUAUAUAUAUAUAGGCCUUGGAGGGGACCCCCACCACCACCACACACAUUCCCUCUCCUCGUGUCAUUAUAAUGGGCGGGGGAGGAAAAGGCCACCCCCCUCAUUAAUGUGGGGAGCACCCCCUUUUUUAAAAAACAGAGGACCCCCCUUUUUAAAUAGAGUCCCCCCCCACCACACACUCUCCCUCUCCUCGUGUCAUUAUAAUGGGCGGGGGAGGAAAAGGCCACCCCCCUCAUUAAUGUGGGGAGCACCCCCUUUUUAAAAAGAGGACCCCCUUUUUUAAAUAGAGCCCCACCACCACACAGUCUUCCCUCUCCUCCUGUCAUUAUAAUGGACGGGGGAGGAAAAGGCCACCCCCCUCAUUAAUAUGGGGAGCACCCCCUUUAAAAAGAGGAGACACCCCUUUAAAAGAGUGUUUGAUAAUAUGGGAGCCCCCUUUAAAGAGACCACCUACAGAGUCUCCCCACUCUCCUCGUGUCAUUAUAAUGGACGGGGGAGGAAAAGGCCACCCCCCUCAUUAAUAUGAGGAGACCCCCUUUUUAAAAAAGAGGUGUUCAUUAAUAUGGGGAGCACCCCCUUUCUCAUCAUAACUGGGGGAGAGGGAAGCGGGACCCCCCCCUCCACACACACACCUCAUUACUAGGAGAGGAGGACUCCUACCUCGUGUGUUGUGGGGGACCCCCACUUUGUCGCUAGAGAGGAUACCUCCUUUUUUACAAAAAAGGAUCCCCCUAUUUAAUAGACAGAUUCCCCUUCCUCAUUAUAAUUUGGGGGAGGAGGAAGCGGGACCCCCCCUCCACGCACACUCCUCAUUAACAGGAGAGGAGGACCCCUACUUCAUGUAUAGUGGGGGACCCCUGUUAAGGUAGGGCAGGAAAGGGGGACCCCCACUUCCUCACUAGAGAGGAGCAUCUCCUUUAAAAAAAACAAAACUGGACUCCCCUUUUUAAUAGAGAUCCCUUCCUCAUCAUAAUUGGGGGAGAGGGAAGUGGGACCCCCCCACACACAUAUUAAUAGAAGAGAAGGACCCCCGCUUCAUGUAUAGUGGGGAACCCCCAUUAAGGUAGGGAGGAAGGUACCCCCUCAAUUCAUCACUGGAGAGUUGCCUUCCCCCUCCUUGAUGUGGGGGAGAGGAAAGGAGCCCCCGCUUAUCAGUAGAGUGGGGGGCAUUGUAAUGGGGGGGGAGGGAAGGAGAACCCUCCCCUCAUUAGAGAAGGGCGUGGGGACAGACACCCCUAUAUGUUUACGGAGGGAGGACUGUCUCUUAUCACCUAUGGAGACACCCCCUCUUCUUACAAUGGAGGAAGGAAAAGGGGACAGCCCCCCAUCUUAUGAACAGGCAGAGAGGACUCAGUCCCUUACUAGUAUGGGAAAAGGGGGGAAGAGGGACCCCCCCAUCAAUAAACGCUCCUUUUCUUAUAAUAAGGGGGUGGAAAAGAGGAGAGAAGUAUAAUGAGGAAAAGAAAGGUGGUCCCCCUCAUUGUUUAGAUAGGGAGGGGACAGUGAACCCCCCUUUUUUAAAUGGGGUCAUCAGAGGUGGGAGCCCUCCUUUAUUUCAUAAAUAUGGGGGGAGGAGGAAGAUGAGAAGUGGCUCCCCCCCCCAAACCAUGUAGGCACAAGAUCCCCUACACUGAAUGAGAUGGACCCCCCCUUCAAAUAUAUUAUGGGUUAGAGGGGGUGGCUACGGGAUUGGGGAGACCGAUCCUUCCCCUCCAAAAAGGUGAGUCUGAGAAGUGGAUUUUGUCCCCCUCCCUCUGUCGGCUCUUCCAAAAUUAGUCUGAAUAAGCGUGGAACACCCCCCCUUUCAUAAUUGCAUUGGGGGGGGGUCUUGGAUGAAUUGGGGGUCCCUUUUUCUCCCCUUCCCCAGAAGGGCCAUUUUGUAGUGUGAUUUCUUCUUUUUCUCCCCCACCCCCUCCGGAAAAAGUAACCUGGAAAAGGAGGAAGUUGAUGGAGGAGAGUUUGGGGAGGGGGGGAGGAGGAGGUGUGUCCUUAGGGUGUGAUGAAAUGAGGAAAGACAGAACUCCCCCUCCUUAAAAAAAAAAAAGGCUACUAUUGUGAGAAGCGCCCCACCCCCCAAUACACAAUGAAAGAGGCCUGGAUACAAACAGAUCCAUGUUUUUAUAAUUAUGAAUGGAGGUGCCUUGGUUUUGGGGGGGGGAGAGAUGUGACUGUUACAGGACUAAGGAAACAGAGACAGAACUGCCCCCCCCACUAAGCACCUGUCUCUAAAGAUUCCUCCCCCCCCCCAAAAAAAUGGGGACCUGGAAAAAGAAGGGAACCCCCCUCCCCAUUUUCAUAGGGGAGCUGUGUAUUAUUAGAGCAUGAUGUGGAAAGGCAGAUUUACAAACCCGCCCCCCAAUGUCCCAGCAGAAAAUUGGGAGGGUGAGCCCAUAGACUGGGUAUACCUCUCUCCCCCCCCCCCCCACUUUAAAUAUACCAGUUUGGGUGUUGAGUUAUGGGCCUGACUUUGCAAUGUCUCAGGAUACAAGGAGUUCUCUGUUCUCGCCCGAAAAAGACCAGUGAGCCUGUCCCAGACAGAUAUUGGGAUGGGGGAAGAUGGACAGGGCAAACCCCCCCCCCCCAGUUUAUAGUACAAUCCUAGGCCUGCCUACUCCAAAGUAACCCCCACAGAGUUCUAUGGCUCUUCCUCCAGGAAAACAGGUCAAGCAUUGGCAAGUUUUGAGUGUCUAUUUGUGCCUCCUCCUUCUUCCCGCCCCCCCACCCAAAAAAAGUCUGCCUUCUGAAUGAGAGAAGCCCACUAGUAAGUAUUGUACUGGAAAGACUUAAGGUGGAGGUUUUAAAUCAAUACCCCCCCCCCCAAUAAUAAUAAUAAGAAGGCACAGCUGAGUGGGGUUCGGACUAAAGACAGGCCCCUCAAAUUUAUGGAGAAUCCCUUAUAUGUGGGGAGGGGAGUUUAAAGGAGGUUUAAUGCCUCCUUCCAAAAAAACCCAGUGCUCAAACCCCCGCCCCCCCCAAGAAUGCCAUGUCAAUCAAAGAGUGGGUCAAUUUGGAAAGGAGAGAGUCUUUCGGAGAUGUUUUGUAACGACUGACCCCUCCAACAGCUUUUAAGAAAUAAGUGCUUUUUCCCAAACCCCAGAGCUCUUUACUUUUAAUCCAUUGUUCGCCACCAAUUGCGGCAUCCAUUUGAGUAACCCGCGCGAAGAGACCCGUUUCUCAGUGGCAGGAAAAUCGGGGUGCGUGCUCGCUGGACCCCUCAGUCUUCUUGCUGAGUGGGGGGGGCACCUCGCUUUCUUUGACACGUGGGGCUAGGCUUGGGAAAUGAGGGGCUUGGGGAAUGGGGCGGGUGCUCUGUGUGGGGUGCCCCAUGCUUAGGGGGAAGCUUAGAGCUUUGUGUCCUUAGCUAUGUUGUAUUGCAGGCAUCUGUAUCACACAAGACUCUUAGGCUGGAUAGCGGAACACAGCCAGCAGGUUCUUGCCCCAUAUUUCCAGCCCCUCUCUCUCCCCCCCCCCGCCCCCAAAAUCUGGAGUUUUGGAGAGAGAGGAAGUCGAUACUCUGCCUCAGUUACAGAACCAGCUCACCACCCACCUAAUCUCUCCUUCCCACCUCCAGCCUGAGAGUCCUGUGUAGCCCAGAAGCUUGCAUCCUGCCUUUUUGACCCCCAGCCCCUAUCCCCAAGCUGUGCGACAGGUUGAGGCCUGUUCGGGGCUUGCUUUCCAGGCUUUCUCAGGGCGGCGGGGGCAGCCAGUCCCCUUCCCACCCCCCUGGCGAAUACCCUUGGCCCCCAGCUGCUUGAGUCUGAAUGUUUGUGCUCAUUCUAGGGCGCCACCUCUGAAUUGACUUCAAAGGCGCAGGAGGGAGGGCUUGUCUCUUGCUUGCGUCGUGGGGCGAAGGAUGGGGCGAGUCUGGCUUGUUGGGCGACCUCCUGGUGACGGAGAUCCCAAGACUGGAUUUCCUGGAGGGUUGCCAAACAAUCCUCCGGAUGUGCUCUUGUGGCGGCUCGGCGGGUGUGUGAAUGUUUUGAAACACUCCCUGGCCUCUUAAGACGGACUCAAGUUUUUCAGCGAGAAAUAAUAAGUUUCCGCUCAGCAGGGACUCCUGAAAAAUCUAAUAUUCUGGGUUUUUUUACCUUUUUAAGGGCACAUUUCCCCCUGCCCUAUCCGAGGCUGCCUGCCUUCCCUCCCUCCGAGACGGGCCGGCAGGAACCAGGAGAGGCAAACCUGUUUAUCGUUGGCAACCUCAGCCUCCGGUGAGGGCAAAUUGGGACUGCGUCCCGGACUCUAUUUUUAACGUAGGGUGUUGGUUACACGGCAAGGGCCUCAGCCGAGGGCAGGAGGAGGGUUUGUGCUAAUUACACACUGGAUGGCAUGGCUUCUUCUUCUUCUUCGUUACAGCAAUUGCUUGCUAAUGAGUGUUUAUCAGCUGCAAGAGGAGGCAGAGCGAGGUUGCGGAAGGCUGCUUUCCUCUGCAACCCCGUAACGUGACUUGCUUGCCCGUGCAAUUUAUUUUUCGGUGGGGUCAGUGGAACAAACAGGCCUGUUUUCGUAAUGGGGACAAGUGUGGGAUCCCACCCACUCCGGCACACAAGCCUUAAAAUGAAAUCGCAGGUGUGUAUUGAACAAGUGGGUGCAUAACCAAGGAAAUGGGGCCGUUCUGCUGUUCUCAGCCUGUUUUGAGCCCCCCUGGGUGGCUGGGGGAGCCAGAUUGUUGCUUGGGCAUCAGCACUGUCCAGCAAGUCCAGUGUUAGAAAUUAGCCAGGAGCCAGGCGCGCUUUGCUACUGGUGAGGGUUCUAUUUGCGACCGAGUGGCGAGCACAGUUUAAAAACCUCUGCCUUAGUCCAUAGUUAAUGCCAUUUCCACUGUGUGUGUUUCUCCUUCUUGCUAGCGAAUUGUUGCAAAAUAGGGUUGCCGUACGUCCGAAAUUCCCCGGACAUACCCGAAAUACUGCAGCCGGAAGUAGCGUCUGGGCGAAAAUCGGCGAAAAUAGCUCAAAAACGGCAUUUAUUAUUUUAUUCCAACCCCCUGGCAAACAGACAUUCUGUGGUAGCGACCGUAACCUAGAUUUAACCUAGAUUUUUUCUGAGUUUCUAACGCUGGAAGGGACUUUAUAACCUCUCAAACCUCUGGCCCCACUGGCCCAGUAUCACACAGAUUUUGCAGGGUCUCGAAUCCACACCCUUGCUCCUGGGGUUUGAGGAAUCAGGCCUGUCCAGCCCAGCACCCUUCCUGUCUUCGCAGUGGCCCACUGCGAUGCCCGCAAUGGGAAGCCCACUGGCAGGAUUCAAGAGCAGCCUUCUCCUGCUCUUGUUCGCCACCAAGGUAGACUGGCUCUGUCCAUGGAGGCUCUGUUGGAAAUCCACACUCCCACUGUGAAGCUCACUGGGUGACCUUGGAGUCAGUCACAACCUCUUGAUCUACCUUGCAGGUUCGUUGCAGGGAUGAACUGAGGAGGGGGCUGAACCAUGGAGAAAAUGGUAGGAGAUUAGGUCAAAUAAGCUCUUCUGCUGACCUGCUUAAGAAAGCUGGAGGGGCCAGCCAGAUGAAGAUGUCAGUCGCCAGCCUUGGCACCCAGAGAUCCCCACGUAGUCGCAACUGCACCUGCGCCAGUCACAAAACGCGCCUUGGCGCCCGGCUAAUUUCUAACACCGGGAGAAAGCUACUGCUGCCACCUCCUACUCGAGGGUUUGUCUUUGGAGCACUGCGAGGACAGGAGGCUGGGCUUAGAUAGGCCUCCUUUGGGUCGGAUCCAGCAGCCGAGCUCUUAUAUGAACAUGUGGUCUCCGUUGGACCCGUGCCCAUUGCAAAACGCGCCUGGCUAACCACAAGCCUGCGAGGCAGGGCAGGCUGAGAGCGAGUGGCCAGGGAACUCCCGUGUCCGAGUGCGGGGACUCAAACCCUGGUCUCCCACAGGUCCCGAGUGCAGCACCCUUGCCAGUCGGCCACACUCCCUUGCGCCAAAAAGCCUGUCGCAACCCAAGGCCCGCUGUUGGGUUGGUUGUGACACUCCAAAGUGAGUUGGCCCACAUACACCCAGCUAGGCCUCUUUUCCUGGGGACGGCCAUCCCAGGAUGACUAGCAGAUGGGCGGAGAGGAGAUCUGGUUAGGAAAUCCCGGCACCUGAUUUUGCUUUGUGAGAGAGAGAGAAAGAGCACAGCUCAUAAUAAUAAUAAAAAUAAAUUUUUAUUUAUACCCCUGCCCUUCCCGGUUCAAAAACCGGGGUCAGCGCGGCUAACAACAAAUUUAAAACAAUUAUAAAAGCAGCAAAAAAUACAAUAUUAAAACCUGAAUAACAAUAAAAAUCAAAAAUCAAUUUAGGGGAAAUAUGCAUAAGAUGAUCCCCAGGGCUAGCUGGCUGAAUUGGUCCUACUUGGGCCAGCGAGGAGGUCAGGGGAGAAUUAGCUGUGGGGUCUCAGAGCGGGUGAUCUUCAUAAAAGGGGAGGGGAAGGGAAAUAAAAGAUCAGGCUGGAUUCAAAUGAAAGGCCAGGCGGAAUAGCUCUGUCUUACAGGCCCGACGGAAGGAGGUUAAAUCCUGAAGGGCCCUGGUCUCGAGGGACAGAGCAUUCCACCAGGUCGGAGCCAUCACUGAAAAGGCCCCGGCUCUGGUGAAGGAGUCUGACUUCCUUAGGGCCUGGGACCUCUAAACUAUGGUUAUUCAUGGACCUCCUCUGCGGGGCAUACCAGGAGAGACGGUCCCGUAGAUACGAGGGCCCUAAGCCACAGCUCAGCAGUCUUUCUCUGUGCAGCAGCAACUGGCCCUGAGCUGGGUUCAGGGAAAGGCGGUCCUGUGAACGUCCCUGAGACCUGCAGGUAUAGGGCAGGAUAUAGAUUCACUAAAUAAUAAUAGCUCACUAGGGGGAUGGAGCACACUUACAGGCUGCAGUAUUUGUGGGUUGUUGUUUUUUUAUUUCCAGAUAAAACUGAAUAAUGGGAGCAUAUAAAAUAAUGCAUGGCAUAAAGAAAAUGAGUUGAGAUUAUUUCCCUCCCUCCGUCCUAAUGCUAGAACUCAGUGAAUUUCUCUGGAGCCUUUUCCUUGCUGGAGUCAUGGAAUUGUUGUGUUGGAAUUGACCGCGAGGGUCAUUUAGUUCUUCCAGUGCAGGAAUAUGAGGUCAGGCCCCUGCCGGCUCCUCUGACGGCUCUCUCAGGUGCAAAUUGCCGUCUCGUAUUUUUCCAUGGGCAUUGCCAGGAUUGAACCAGGAGCUCUCUGCGUGUGAAACACGUGGUCCGCCCUGUAUUUUAAAAAAACGAACAAACAAAAACCCCUGUCUCUUGUCCUGCUUUGCAAAUCUGCUCCUCUUAAGUUACUAGGUAAAGGUAAAGGGACCCUGACCAUUAAGCCCAGUCGUGGCCGACUCUGGGGUUGCGGCGCUCAUCUCGCUUUAUUGGCCGAGGGAGCCGGCGUACAGCUUCCGGGUCAUGUGGCCAGCAGGACUAAGCCGCUUCUGGCGAACCAGAGCAGCGCACGGAAACGCCGUUUACCUUCCCGCCGGAGCGGUACCUACUUAUCUACUUGCACUUUGACAUGCUUUUGAACUGCUAGGUUGGCAGGAGCAGGGACGAAACAAUGGGAGCUCACCCCGUUGCAGGGAUUCAAACUGCUGACCUUCUGAUCUGCAAGUCCUAGGCUCUGUGGUUGAACCCAGAGCACCACCCGCGUUAAGUUACUAGUCCACAGUAAAAGAAGAAGAAAAAAACCACUUCCUGCUCGCACCCUCCUCCACACCUGUUAGUUAAUUACUACUUACCGUCAGCUUGAACAGUGACACAACUCUUCCUUCUCUUCGCCCGGCGAUUGCUAUGUCGCCAUAGGCGAGCAGGUGCAAGGUGACUGGAACUGUGACCAGUUUUUACCUCCAGUUACUUUCAGACCCCUUCCAGCGCUGUUGGGAGGGAAUAAGGAUGUGUGCCUGAAAUUCAUAUGUGUGCAUAAGGGACGCGGGUAGCGCUGUGGGUUAAACCACAGAGCCUAGGACUUGCCGAUCAGAAGGUCAGCAGUUCGAAUCCCCACGAUGACGGGGUGAGCUCCCGUUGCUUGGUCCCUGCUCCUGCCAACCUUGCAGUUCGAAAGCACAUCAAAGUGCAAGUAGAUAAAUAGGUACUGCUCCGGCGGGAAGGUAAACGGUGUUUCCGUGCGCUGCUCUGGUUCGCCAGAAGCUGCUUAGUCAUGCUGGCCACAUGACCCGGAAGCUGUAUGCUAGCUCCCUCGGCCAGUAAAGCGAGAUGAGCGCCGCAACCCCAGAGUCGUCCGCGACUGGACCUAAUGGUCAGGUGGCCCAGCUGCUACGCCCGUAUCUGAACAGGGAUAGCCUAACUACUGUUGUCUAUGCUCUGGUAACCUCAAGGUUAGAUUACUGCAUUGCGUUCUACGUAGGGCUGCCUCUGAAGACGUUUCGGAAACUUCAGCCUGUGCAGAAUUCAGCGGCCGGGUUGCUCACCGGAGCAAGACGGUCUGAGCAUCUUACAUCAAUCCUGGUCUGACUUUACUGGCUACCAAUUAGGGUUUGGAAACUUCAGCCGGUGCAGAAUUCAAGCGGCCGUGGCACUCGCCGGGCGGCAAGACAGUUUGAGCACAUUGAACCGAUCCUGGGCCGCCGGUUCAUUUCUGGGCCCGAUUCAAAGUGCUGGUGUUGACCUAUAAAACUAACCCGAUAUUUAACUGAUAAUCAGUCAUGGUCAGUCUGUCAUUUGGAAAAAAAAAGGCUUUACAGCCGUCUUGCCCCAAAAACGAUAUUUUGCUUUGGCGACGGAAACCUGGCUCUCAGGAGCCAUUGGGCGCCUAGCUUAUAUAUCUUUGGGUAUGUCUUUAAGUUAACAUCUUACAUUUUAAACCUGACAGUACGAAACUAUCAAAGGCUUUUCACCAAAGCCAGACUAAACGUCUUUCCUUCUGCAGUGUUGGAUGGCAGGUUGAGAGGAGUUCCCUACCAGGACAGACUUUGCUCAUGUGCUCAAGACCUCGAUUCCAUAAAACAUAUGUUGCACUGUGCAAAAUAUGAGCAAGCCAGGGCUGAACUGAUACUACCCUUGCUGGUACCUUUCCCGGGAAAAUCAGAGGCUCACUAUGUCAGGUUCCUAUUGGAAGACCGGACAAACGCUAGAACAUUAGCAGUGGCAAAGUUUUUAUCAGUGGUUGCAAGAACCAAUGAUCCCUAUAUUCUGAACAAAAUGCUUGUUUAACCUGGAGGUAGGCUGUAUGAACUGUGUAUUGCUUUGUAACGAUUUGUUGGGUCUCUGGACCGUAAUAAAGAUUGAUGAUGAUAUAUCUUUGAGUUUCAAACUCUGGCAGCAGUGCUUCUGAAUACCAGUCGCUGGAAGCCGCGGGAGGGGAGGCUGUUCUUGCAUUCGAAUCCUGCUCACGGGUUUCCCAUUGGGAGAUCUGGCUGGCCGCUGUGAGACUAGGACAGGGGUCAGCAACCUGCGGCUCCGGAGCCGCAUGUGGCUCUUUUACACCUUUGCCGCGGCUCCGGGGUGGAUACUAGCGAGGGGAGGAGGCGCAUUGUGCGCCCCGACACUCCCCACUGUGGCGGGCGCUGUACUGGCUGUGACGUCGCGUGGGGGCGAUGCGUGCAUUAGUCUCCUUCCCACCCGCCCGCCACAUUGUAAGGGGCAUGUAUGCUGGUCACUGUUUUGAAGGGGAGUGAAGAACACACACACACAAAAAGGUAACUUGUUAAUUUAACGUUUAUUUCUAUGAGGAGGAGUAAUUCUGAGGGGUCAAACAAAGAAAUAAUAAAAAGUCACAAAAAAGUUAUUUUUAUAAUGACGAGUUUUGCGGCGUCCAGUGUUUUUUUUCUUCGGAAACGGUUCCAAGUGGUUUUUUCGUCUUAAAGGUUGCAGACCCCUGGACUAGGAUGUGAGGGCUUGAUGGACCAGUGGCCUGUAUUUGUGUAUUUCAGCAUUCGGGGUGGAGUUGGGGGACCAGAAUAUAAACGCCAAGUAUUACUAGAAGGGAAGGUUGAAUCUUGCGUUCGAAGAACGCUGAGCCUCCCUCCCUACCCUCCAAGACCCCUCCAACCCAGUCGGAACCUGAGCAUUUCUCCCCGAAGCUCUUUGGAAUUAUUGCCUGUGAAAUUUACCUCUGAAAUGAAUACAGUUGCUAUGGGAUUCAGCAGCAAAUCGGAAGGCUCUUUUGUUAUCUCUCCCUUCCUCACCCUGAGCACACAUUGCAGGUGGCGGUUGGAAGAGAGGUAAGUGAAAGAUGCGGAUAUUUUGGGUAGGUCGGGUUGUAAGCUACUUAAAUUUUAUUUUGGGGAGCAGUGAGAAGGCUUGACUUGUAAGGGUUUCCUGGAAAGUGGUUCUCAACUACAUUUGUCCCGCCGCUUGUGUUUUGCAGCCCUGUAGCAAAACCCUUGAAGGGAAGCGGGUGGCGCUGUGGGUUAAACCACAGAGCCUAGGACUUGCCCAUCAGAAGGUCGGCGAAUCCCCGCAAUGACGGGGUGAGCUCCCGUUGCUCGGUCCCUGCUCCUGCCAACCUAGCAGUUCGAAAGCGCACCAGUCCAAGUAGAUAAAUAGGUACUGCUCCGGCGGGAAGAUAAACGGCGUUUCUGUGUGCUGUUCUGUUUCGCCAGAAGUGGCUUCAUCAUGCUGGCCACAUGACCCGGAAGCUGUACGCCGGCUCCCUCGGCCAGUAAAGCGAGAUGAGCGCCGCAACCCCAGAGUCGGCCACUACAGGACCUGAUGGUCAGGGGUCCCUUUACCUUUUAGCAAAAGUCUUAAUCCACUUCUGACACCCUGUUGCACUAGGGGAGUUGAUGUUGCGGCGAUGGUCCCUGACAUGGGUGACUUUGCCCGUGUUUGAAAUUAGCCAGGCGCCAGGCGCGCUUUGUGUACUGUGUGAAUGCAGUCAGGGGCUGAAUCCCCACCUAGGUCACACCCUGGCCUCUCCUGGGGUCCAGCACUCUAACCAUUGCCUCUCACUGCCUUGCAUGCACGCAGCACACCUCAGCAGGACCAAUGGAGCGGCUUAAAAUGCCCAAGUAAAGUUUCAACCUGUCCUGGGAAGCAUCUCUCGGGAACCUUUUAUUGUUGGACUAGGCACCUGCCUCAUAGGAAAACCAAAAAAGCUCGCUCCUAUGGAAUCGCAUGCAACACAAAAAAAUGUGUCGCUUGGUCAUACAGGUGAAACUCGAAAAAUGUGAAUAUCGUGGAAAAGUUCAUUGAUUUCAGGAAUUCAACUUGAAUGGUGGAACUAUGAGAUCGACUCGUGACAUGCAAAGCGAGAUGUGCUUCUACUUCUCAGAGGUCCAAUCUUGCUCGCUUUGCAAUCCUUGUUUUGCUGAUUUCCUUGAAUAUUCUAAUUUUCUGAGAUGGUUAAUUUGGGGUUUUCACCAGCUAUACGCCAUGAUUAUCACAAUUAUCACAAAUCAAGGCUUGACAUAUCUCGCUUUGCAUGUCACGAGUCGAUCUCAUAUAUUAGUUUCACCUUUUAAGUUGAAUUACUGAAAUCAAGGAACUUUCUCAUGAUAUUCUCAUUUUUCGAGUUUCACCUGUAAUUAAGCCCUCCAUGCUUUUUAUAAGGGAUAUAUAUAGCCUGUCCAGAUCUCCCUCCUUUUUCCUUUCCUUUCUUUUUUUUUUGCAUUGGUCACAGGGCGGAUUUGAUUUAAAUAAAAUUGAUUUAAAUCACUACUCAGUAAGACUCGAUUUAAAUCUCUUUUUUUCCAAGAAAGACUCAUUCUUGCUGGUAUAAUCUUAAUAUUUACAACCAGAUGGAGGUUUCAUUUUCAGAAUAGCAAAUUUUCAGAGCAUUUUUUACAGUUAUAUCAAAAAUUACUGAUUUGUUUAUACCCUUAGAAAUACAUAGACAGAAGAUUAUGAAAUUAUUGUGAGGUUUAACAAGUCAACUGUUUAUAUUUGGACAACUUUUCUGCUGUGCUUUAUUGGCAGGAGAAAAAUAACCAUUACCUUAGUAACAAUUUGAGCAACUUAUUUAACUAAAACGGUAACAUUAUAGCAUAUAUGUAGACCAUGUUUGCUAACUGAUGUGGUUAAACGAUUUUUAAAAAAACCAAAUUUAGACUGAGUUUUAGCACACAUGAAAAACUUAAAACAAUCCUUAUUUCCUGAUGAUAGCCUUUGGACCAGGGGUCAGCAAACUUUUUCAGCAGGGGGCCAGUCCACUGUCCCUCAGACCUUGUGGGGGGCCGGACUAUUUUUUUUGGGGGGGGGGUGAACGAAUUCCUAUGCCCCACAAAUAACCUGGAGAUGCAUUUUAAAUAAAAGGACACAUUCAACUAAUGUAAAAACACGCUGAUUCCCGGACCGUCUGCGGGCCGGAUUUAGAAGGCGAUUGGGCCGGAUCCGGCCCCUGGGCCUUAGUUUUCCUACCCAUGCUUUGGGCUAUAAGAAGGCUUCCUCAACCUCGGCCCUCCAGAUGUUUUUGGCCUACAACUCCCACAAUCCCUAGCUAGCAGGACCAGUGGUCGGGGAUGAUGGGAAUUGUAGUCUCAAAACAUCUGGAGGGCCGAGGUUGAGGAAGCCUGGACUAUAAUGUAACUUAAAUAGAAAACUAUCUUUAGAAAGAAUUUCCCUCCAAAAGCAUUUUACAGUGGUACCUCGGGUUAAGUACUUAAUUCGUUCCAGAGGUCUGUACUUAACCUGAAACUGUUCUUAACCAGAAGCACCACUUUAGCUAAUGGGGCCUCCUGCUGCUGCCGUGCCACCAGAGCACAAUUUCUGUUCUUAUCCUGAAGCAAAGUUCUUCACCUGAAGCACUGUUUCUGGGUUAGUGGAGUCUGUAACCUGAAGCGUAUGUAACCCGAGGUACCACUGUAUUUUAAAAAUCCGAUUAAAAUAAAAUAAAAAAUCCGAUUAAAAUUUUUAAAAAUCUGAUUAUUAUUUUUUUAAUCAUUGAUUUAUAUCCACCCUGACUGGGCAGUUGUUGAGUUUGGGGGCUCCUGCCGUGUGUAGGUUUGUGUCUUGUGUAUGCAUGCGUGUGUGUGUGUGUGUGUCCCGCCUCCGUUCUUUCGCAGUCUCUUUCUCGGAAUUAGCCUCAAGCGCUGGGCUGCAACUCUGUCUGUGCAAAUCCUGCAAUAACAAGCUGGCUUUCACAGCUGAGCCUUGUAAUAACAAACAGGGAGAGGUGGGGGGGGGGGGAGAAAGUUGAGCAAGGAAGUGGGUUCCUGGCUUCCAAGCCUUCCCGGAGACUUUUCUAAGCGGGAAGGCCGGCAGUGCGUAUUGCAGGCCGUCGCGUUAUUGCCGGUGCGGGGGGGGGGUGUGUCCCCUUCCUGCCUUGGGGUUUUAAAACCACCGCGUAUCACGAACCCAGCGCCAUUACGAGGUGUCCCUCGGGGCAAAGGAAUAGAACCAAAGAACCGGAGUUGGAUGGGAUCCAGUUGUUCUCAUGUUUUGCUCAGGACAUCAUGUGACGCAGUGGUUUAGAGUCUCGGACUGGGACCUGGCAGAGGCCAGGGUUCGAAUUGCCACUCGCUGGCCGUGAAGCUCACCAGGUGAACUUGGGACACUUGCAAAACGCUCGGCCUAGUCUCCCUCGCAGGGUUGUUGCGAGGAUAAAAUGGGCAGGGCGGGAACUUUGUACGUCCCCUUGAGCUGCCCAUGGCCAGGGAAGGUGGCAUAUAAACGCAGUAAACGACAAGACUAUAAAUGCCGUAAACGGGCAAACUUCCUUGGGUACAGUGUUAGAAACUCAGGUAUAUAAGGUAAAGGGACCCCUGACCAUUAGGUCCAGUCGUGGCCGACUCUGGGGUUGUGGCGCUCAUCUCGCUUUAUUGGCCGAGGGAGCCGGCAUACAGCUUCCAGGUCAUGUGGCCAGCAUGACUAAGCCACUUCUGGCGAACCAGAGCAGCGCACGGAAACGCCAUUUACCUUCCCGCCGGAGCGGUACCUAUUUAUCUACUUGCACUUUGACGUGCUUUCGAACUGCUAGGUUGGCAGGAGCAGGGACUGAGCAACGGGAGCUCACCCCGUCAUCGCGGGGAUUCGAACCGCCAACCUUCUGAUCUAUUUCCAUUUCCACUUUGUGUUUUUCCCUUCUUGCAUACUGGGACAAGUGAAUUGCUACAAGAGCGAGCUGCUGUUGAGCGAUGAGAUUGUAGCAUUGGAGUGGGACCCCAUGGGUCAUCUAUUCCUACCCCCUGGCGAACAGACAUUCCAUUGUGGUGACCGCAGCCUAGGUUUAAGGUGCCACGCACAGAGAGUCAGUAUAAAACCCUCCCUGCAGCCCAGUCCUGCAGCCGGACAGCGUGCGUUCUGUAUUCAGACACACGGUUUACUCUGUACGUGUGCCCAUAUUUUAUAAAAAUGUACGCACCGUUUGGUAGUAAAGAGAGAAUGGGGGAAGAAAAGCUCAGGGCAGUUCACAGAACAAAACAAUGAAGCGAUCAGCAGAAACAACUCUUUAAAAACACUCGAAAGAUAAAAUAAGCCAUAAACGUAAAAGCAGAUUAAACCCAACACCUGAAUUCUGCAUGUCAGGGCAAGCUUGCUUAAACAAAAAAGCUUUUUGGCAGGUGCUGAAAAGAGUAAGGGCUUCGCCACACUAAAAUGCACACUGUAUUUAUUACCAGUGUGGAGUGAACAUUAUGUGGAACCUCAGAGCAGUUGAGAGGGUGUUUAUGGUAAGGCGAUAUUUGCAAGUGAACUGGUCCCAAGCUGUUAAAGGCUUUAUAUACUAAUAAUAUACUGCUUUUUAACCUUUCUUUCGCCAUUGGUGGCCAACUUUGUUUUCUAUACCAUAGAGUAGUGGUUCUCAACCUUGGGUCCCCAGAUGGUUUUGGCCUACAACUCCCAUGAUCCCUAGCUCACAGGACCAGUGGUCAGGGAUGAUGGGAGUUGUAGGCCAACAACAUCUGGGGACCCAAGGUUGAGAAAGGCUGCCAUAGAGUAUUAGCUUUUGCCCAGUGUUGGAAACUCAGGAAUAAGAGCUAGGGGCCAAAUGGCUUCUUAAACCAGGGUUAAAAAGGUAAAGGGACCCCUGAUCAUUAGGUCCAGUCGUGACCGACUCUGGGGUUGCGGCGCUCAUCUUGCUUUAUUGGCCGAGGGAGCCGGCAUACAGCUUCCAGGUCAUGUGGCCAGCAUGACUAAGCCGCUUCUGGCAAAGCAGAGCAGCGCACGGAAACGCCGUUUACCUUCCCGCCAGAGUGGUACCUAUUUAUCUACUUGGGCAUUGACGUGCUUUUGAACUGCUAGGUGGGCAGGAGCAGGGACCGAGCAACGGGAGCUCACCCCAUCAUGGGGAUUCGAACCACCGACCUUCUGAUCGGCAAGUCCUAGGCUCUGUGGUUUAACCCACAGCGCCACCCACGUCCCACCAGGGUUAAGUGUCACCAAAACGGUUGCCAUUCUUGGGCCAGAUUUUGAAAGGCAUAUUUUCCAGUACGACUUUUUGGUUCCUGAAAUUCUUUCUGAUGCUGCUGAGAAAAUAGAACGGGUGGAAUUCUUACAGGAUGGGGUUUCAGAGUGUGAAAACAGAUCCAAAGAUCUCCAGGCAUGCACCUCCAGAUUUCGGAGACACCGGGUGCAAAAAGCGCCUGUUGAGUUUUGAAUUCUGCUUUCACCCUUGCUUCUAAGAACCAGCUGUCUAAAAAGCUUUUGUUCGGGCAGGGCUGUUCCUUGCUUAAACUGUCUGGCAACCGGACGGGUGCCAGGGUGGUUUCGAGAAUUGCCAUCUUUUGCACGCAGAGCCUUAGGUGGUUUGGUAUCAACUCGGAUACGGGGAAAUAUAUUAAAGUUACUACGCUGAUGGCAUUUGACACCAUUACGGUGUAGCUGUGUUCAUAAAACUAUCCCACCAUUGUUCUGCAGAGGCUGCAAUAGUUAUAGGUACAACAUUUCACAUGUGGUGGAACUGCCCUGAAACCUUGGGGGUAUAGGGUGGUAUAUAAAUUCAAUCAAUCAAUCAAUCAAUCAAUCAAUAAAACGUGAACAUAUAAAGCCCUUCUGGCAGAGGGUGCUCACCGAAUAACCUUUAUUACGGGUCAACAUGUGCAACGUACCAAAGUUUGGGAUUGUUAACUAUUUUUUAAGAAGAGCAAUCUGACUUUAGUUAUAAAACACUAAUCAAUUUUAUUUUAGUAGCAGCUCCGAAUUGGAAAGGGACCUCUGUGUAUCUCUCGUUGGAAACAGAAUGUACGGUCUCCCGCUGUUAUAGGAAAAAUUAUCGAAGAGAUCAUAUCCAUUGCAUAAUACGAACAAUGUGUAGACUGUUUUGUUGAAAUGGGCUAUCCUUUUGUGAAAACACUUUCCUGCUAACUUUCCUGGCAAGCUGCCAAAAUUGUCACUUUUGCAAACAUCCAGUUUUCAAAAAACGCAAAUACCGCCUUUGACUUCCCUCCCCCUUUCUGUGCUUCCUUGCGUUCCAAUUUUCACGCUACAUCUCCUUUCUAAUUCCAGUUAUGAAUAAAUCUCUUAAUAUCGCUUGACGUAAAUUUUGGCUGCGAGUUCCAAAUCAGUCCUGCUGCUAAUGAAUUUAGUCGUUUGCAGGGCUUUAUCGAAUACGUAGUAUACUUCCCCUUUUCUUUAUUAAAAGUUGAUAUUUCCUGGUUUCUAGUUCUUCCUGUAAAUUUUGGACUUUUCGGCGUAGUCCGUUUGGCAAACUUAACUGGAUUGAUCCGCCGGGGUGUGUUGGGGGUUUUGCUUCUGUAUUUUUCUCUCUAUUGCAAUUGCUGGGUACUGGAAAUUAAUAAAACUAUGUAUAUAUUUCUGGCAGGAUCUUCAGGUUGGUAAAGGGAUCUCAGAGCAGUUUCCCUGAGUCUUAUUUUUCCAGCAGUGUCUGCAUGGUGAGGUACCACCCCCCAGCUAAUUACCUCCCCGGCGCCUAUUAGCUGUGAGCUCUCGGCUUGCCUUCUGACCUCAGCCGAGCCUGCCUUCCUUUGGGUUCUUCCUUUGGCACACCCCGCAAAGCCGCUUGGAUAUUUCGACUCUCUCUUUCUCUCAUUAGAGCUGGCGGGAGGCAGGGAGAGACCUGCGAAGUUCUCCCAACUUCGUUUUUUCCUUCCCGAUACUGUCUCUUUUCCUUCCUUCCUUCCUUCCUUCCUUCCUUCCUUCCUUCCUUCCUUCUCCGCCUUGUGGCAUCAGUAGCACCUUGGAAGUGCACACGGAGGGGGAAGAGGGCCUGUUCCACCUCGCAACCCUAGUGCACAAGUUACUAUUCCACAAGUAAAACCAGACUGUCACUCUCAAAGCUCUUGACCUAGCUCAAGGUUGUCCUCUGAACUGUUUGUUGUUUAGUCGUUUAGUCGUGUCUGACUCUUCGUGACCCCCUGGACCAGAGCACACCAGGCACUCCUGUCUUCCACUGCCUCCCGCAGUUUGGUCAAACUCAUGCUGGUCGCUUCGAGAACACUGUCCCACCAUCUCAUCCUCUGUCGUCCCCUUCUCCUUGUGCCCUCUAUCUUUCCCAGCGUCAGGGUCUUUUCCAGGGAGUCUUCUCUUCUCAUGAGGUGGCCAAAGUCUUGGAGCCUCAGCUUCAGGAUCUGUCCUUCCAGUGAGCACUCAGGGCUGAUUUCCUUCAGAAUGGAGAGGUUUGAUCUUCUUGCAGUCCAUGGGACUCUCAAGAGUCUCCUCCAGCCCCAGAAUUCAAAAGCAUCAAUUCUUCGGCGAUCAGCCUUCUUUGUGGUCCAGCUCUCACUUCCAUCCUCUGAACUAGCCAGACGUUUAACUGAGAAUCAACCACAGCCAGUCCAUCAUUUGGAAAACGAGACGUGCCCCAAAAUGGCAGCUGGGCAUUCUGUUUUGGCGCCUGUAACCCUGAUCCAAUGAGCCAUUUGGCGCCAAGUUUAUAUAUCUGAGUUUCUAACACUGGCCAGGUCCUGUAAGGGUGGGGUGGAGGGGUCUGUUUCCACGUUCUUAAGAUCCCGGGCCCAGUGCAUAGGAUGCUGCCCGUAUCCUAACAUAUAGCCGUUUCUGGCAACCUGACGCCCUCCAUAAGUUUCGUACUACAACUCCCAACCUGGCGCUGGGAUGCCGGAGCUCAUCAGCUGGUUUUGCUGUGGCGGGGGCAGUGGGAGGCACGGAAAGAGGUUAUUUCCGCAGGCUCCUUAGCUUUUUGAAGAAGCCGCUAGUCCUCAUGUGUCUAAAUUCCGCGCAGGGGCGUAGAACCUCCGGGGACCGUGCAAUCGUUUUGCGUGGAGAAGCAGAGAAGGGUGCCUUGGUUCUCCCCCCCCCUCCGUUCGCCUCUCCAGCUUUUCUGCGUCUGCCGCAGUGCAUCUCUCCUGGGGGAGCAGGAGAGAGUUGUGGAAACCAUAGGAAACCAACCUCCCUGCAGGGACAGCCUUUUAAAAGCGUCUCCCCGUCGUUCCGCCUUAGGCGGAGAGAUAAAACCGUAUGGUGAUGUCAUGGGGGAACAGGCUCAAGAGUGUCUCAUGUGGCGGGGGGGGGGGCGGGAAUCCAAGCAGAGAGAACCCCCAAGUCCCUUUAGAGCUGGCAGAGCCCUCAGGACAUUGGUUGGGGCGGUGGCAGUCGGGUGCCCCUGCCGGCACGGCGUCCUGCAGACCUGGCAAUCGGAAAUAAGUCUGCGGAAGUGGCUAGUCCACAAGACAAAACGGUUUAUGAGCCUGCCUUGGGUGGGUAUGUGGUAGAGCAGCUGUUUUGCAUGCAGAAGGUCCCAGAUUCGGUCUGCAGUGGCGUUCUUCAGGUAUGGCAGAGAGAGAGAGACAGCCAGUCGGUUCAUCUACCUCGCAAGGUCAUUGUAGGGAUGGCCGAGGGCCUUCUGGCGGUUCCCUCCCUGCGAGAAGCCAAGUUACAGGGAACCAGGUAAACAAGACCUACACUGGCUCCCAGUACUUUUCCAAGCACAAUUCAAAGUGUUGGCGCUGACCUUUAAAGCCCUAAACGGCCUCGGCCCAGUAGUCCUGAAGGAGCGUCUCCACCCCCAUCGUUCUGCCCGGACACAGGUCCAGCGCCGAGGGCCUUCUGACGGUUCCCUCCCUGAGAGAAGCCAAGUUACAGGGAACCAGGCAGAGGGCCUUCUCGGUGGUGGCGCCCUCCCUGUGGAACGCCCUCCCAUCAGAUGUCAAAGAGAAAAAUAACUACCAAACUUUUAGAAGACGUCUGAAGGCAGACCUGUUUAGGGAAGCUUUUAAUGUUUAAUAGGUUAUUGUAUUUUAGUGUUUUGUUGGAAGCCGCCCAGAGUGGCUGGGGAAACCCAGCCAGAUGGGCGGGGUAUAAAUAAUAAAUAAUUAUUAUGAUUAUGAACUCAGAUAUAUCAGGUAAUCAACAAACGGCACCUGAAACCUAGGUUGCAGUCGCCACAGCAGAAUUUCUAGGUACCUUUUCUUUUUGCAGUGAAGUUUAUUAUUAUUAUUUGUUUCAAAAAUAUUUUUAUUGAAAGUUUUCACCAUAAAGAUACAAUAAAAACCAAUCUAAUCCAAACAAGAAAGAGAUAAAGAGUAGUGUAAAUAAGACAAUAAAAAGCAAGGUGAGAGAAAAGAAAACAAAACAGAUUUUUUAAAAGACUGUAGUCUAAACCACUGAGCCUCUUGGACUUGCCAAUGAAAAGGUCGGUGGUUCGAAUCCCUGCGAAGGGGUGAGCUCUGUCCCUGCUCCUGCUCCUGCCCACCUAGCAGUUCGAAAGCACACCAGCGCAAGUAGAUAAAUAGGUACCGCUCCGGCGGGAAGGUAAACGGCGUUUCCGUGUGCUGCUCUGGUUCGCCAGAAGCGAGCUUAGGUUGCCUACCCCUGGGUCUGUCUCUGUACAAGGCAGCUUUCUGUCUGUUUGCAUAUCUGUAAGUUGUGCUCUCAUAAAAAAUACAUCAAGGAUUUUAAAAAAAGAAGUCAGCAUUAAAGUGUUGGUUAUUGGUUCAGAAGAGAAAAUCGUUUCAUUUGCAGGAAUAGGUUCUGUGUGGGAUGUUUUGGAGGGAGAAACCAAACUUCGUUAUCAGCAAAAAGUUUUGCAAAGUUUUCUGCCCGAAUGCUUGCAGGCACCAUGCCUCCACUUGCCAAAAGCAACCCUGUCAUAAGGAAAGUUCCCAAUGUGUGUUUCAGAUCCCCCAUAGCUUAGCUUCUCGGUUCUCAUCUGCCUUCCUCCUUCCUGCCAACUUUCUGUUUCGAAACCUUUGCUGAAAAAAAAGCGUCUUUUUUAUAAAAAAAAUAGAUAAGCCUGAAUACAGGGACCCCGGAAGCUUCUGCUUAUUGGAAACCAAAAGUCAGAAUAAGAAUAUAAUGAGGGGAAUUUUUUAAUGAGAAAAAAUCUCUCCCGCCCCUCCUGGUUGGAAGCCAGGGACUUUUUCCUCUGCAAAAGGGGAAGUUGGAGAGAGAGAGAGAGAGAGAGAGAGAUUAGAUGCCCUUCCUAAGGGAGGAGAGGAAAUAAUAAUUCUAUAAGGUUGGAGGGGGGCAUUAAAAUGCCGGGCAGCCCCUCCAGAGGCACACACACAUACCCCAAAUUGAUUUUUGCCGCUGCCCCAUAUCUGCGUUUCUCCAUCAUUUGCAAAAUAGCACAACACAGCUUUGAGUGUGUGCACACAAAUACACACUCGCACUGGAGGGAGAGAGGACAAUGGCAAUGCGAAGCCGGGCGCUUAAUCUCUGGCUUUUGCAAAGUAAUGAUUUUUAUUAGCGGGCCCUAAUUCGUGAUAAGGAGCAGACUUCGAGCUCCUAAGGAGGUGGAGAGUAGCUCGAAGGUGUGCUCACAGUGCCUGGGGAACCUCAAAAUCCAAUCCAGGGGUGCUUUGCGGGAGCGUAUUGAUUCAUCAAAACUAUGAGUAGGCGAAGCGAAGGUCCGGGGGCCAGAUCCUGCCCAAUCGCCUUCUCAGUCCGGCCUGCUGACGGUCCGGUAAUCAGCAUGUUUUUACAUGAGUAGAAUGUGUGCUUUUAUUUAAAAAGCAUCUCUGGGUUGUUUUGGGGGCCUGCCUGGUGUUUGUACAUGAGUAGAAUGUGUGCUUUUAUUUAAAAUGCAUCCCUUUGUUAUUUGUGGGGCAUAGGAAUUUGUUCAUUACCCCCGUCCCCCCCCCCAAAAAAAAAAUUUAGUCCGGCGCACCACAAGGUCUGAGGGACAGUGGACCGGCCCCCUGCUGAAAAAGUUUUCCAACCCCUGAUCAAAACAAUACAUGGUGGGUUGAAUUGCAUGAUCGGGGCACUUUUUUGGGGGGGGGUUGGCUGGAUGGGACAGAUCUUUAUCUCCGUGCUGCCGCGUCUGCACAGGCCAGCUUCUGGUGACUGGACCACCAGCCUGCCCACUUGCCCAAAGCUGGCCAGUAGGAGGGUUGAAGCCCUUGCCCAUCAGCUGUAUGUGCUUCAAUCCUGCGUUCUGCAUGGAUUGAACCCGGCCUUCGAGGCAGCCUCUCCCGAUUUACUAGUUCAGGCCCUGCUUUCCGGAACAGCAGAAAACAGACUUUUCCCCACCUUCCACGUGGCGGCCCUUGAGGGAUUUGGAGGCUGCUGCCCUCUCCCCUCUAACCAUGGCUACCACCCUGCGGUUUUAUUUUGCGCUGCCCUAUAUCUUCCCUGGGACUCGGGUGGCGCUGUGGGUUAAAGCACUGAGCCUAGGACUUGCCGAUCAGAAGGUCGGCGGUUCGAAUCCCCGCGACGGGGUGAGCUCCCGUUGCUCGGUCCCUGCUCCUGCCAACCUAGCAGUUCGAAAGCACGUCAAAGUGCAAGUAGAGAAAUAGGUACCGCUCCGGCGGGAAGGUAAACGGCGUUUCCAUGCGCUACUCUGGUUCGCCAGAAGCGGCUUCGUCAUACUGGCCACAUGACCCGGAAGCUGUACGCCGGCUCCCUCGGCCAAUAAAGCGAGAUGAGCGCCGCAACCCCAGAGUCGGACACAACUGGACCUAAUGGUCAGGGGUCCCUUUACCUUUACUAGAUAAGCAAGAGAACCUUCCUUGUUGAGAUAACCAGGAUGCUGGCGACACAAGACUUAGCUCUCAAAGAAUGUCUGCUUUUUAUUCUUUUUUAAAUGAACUUCAUCCACUUCUGCUCAUCGUGGGAUGAGUUCACGGAGGCCAUAGUGGAACCCCCACCCACGGAGGGAGUCUUAUCUUCAAAUACCAGCUGCUUGGCAGGGCCUGGACUUCCCCUCUUGCCAUCGCUUCUGCAUCUGGCUGGGACGUUGGACAGGGUGGAAAACUGGCCUGGGCCUGCCAGGAGCCACACGCUGAUUCUGAGGUUUCCCAGGCGGCGCCGGCAAACUUUCAAGGUUCUAGAAACUAGAAACGGCGACGCUAUUAUUAAGUGAAAACAAGAGAUUCAUAUGAACUCUCGGUACUGAACAAGACCACCCACUUCCUGCGCUUGCGCACCUGCACAGCACCCCGGCAGGAUAGCAACCUUCUGCAACGGCAGGGAAGAUAUAGGGUAAAAUAAAACCGCAGGGUGGUAGCCGAAGGUCGAAGCGGCCCUGAGCCCGGCUUUGGCUGGGGAGGGCGGGAUAUAAAUAAAAUUUAUUAUUAUUAUUAUUAUUAUUAUUAUUAUUAUUAUUAUUAUUAUUAUGGUUAGAGGGGAGAGGACAGCUGCCUCCAAAUCCUUCAAGGGCCACCACGUGGGAGGUGGGGGAAAAAAUCUGUUUUCUACCGUUCCGGAAAGCCGGGCCUGAACCACUGCCGCAAGCGGGGAAGAGUCGCUUCUCUUGUGCUCAGGUCCUCUUGGGGCAUCUUGUUGGCCACGGUGAGGGCAGAUCGCCCCCCUUUCGGCCUGAUGCGGCUGCUACCUGUUCUCCUCUUAUCAAGGUUCCUAAAUGGAGCCUCCAUGGACAGAGGCACUCUACCUUAGAAUGGCAGAGGAGGAGGAGGAGAGCGGGAGGAAGCUAUCGCUCUCGCCUCCUGCUUGGGGGGGCUUCCCUAUGGUAAAGUUACCAGAUUUAUUUCAGUGAAUCCGGGGACACAAUCAAUCAAUCAAAAGAGGAAAAAAGUUAUUAAAGAAAAUAAAGAAAUAAUAACUUCUCUUCUGCGGUCUCCACUGUUGCACGGCCUUCCCUGGGUCCCGGUCUUUCUUGGAGCGCUCGCUGUGCUGCCCCCCUCCCUCCCUCCUUGCACUGCGAUCCCCUACAGGUUUACUCAGGAGUAAGCGUUAGUUAACCCACAGGAACGCGGGUGGCGCUGUGGGUUAAACCACAGAGCCUAGGACUUGCCGAACUGAAGGUCGGCAGUUCGAAUCCCCGCAACAGGGUGAGCUCCCGUCGCUCCGUCCCUGCUCCUGCCAACCUAGCAUUUCGAAAGCACAUCAAAGUACAAGCAGAUAAAUAGGUACCGCUCCGGCGGGAAGGUAAACGGCGUUUCCGUGCGCUGCUCUGGUUCGCCAGAAGCGGCUUAGUCCUGCUGGCCACAUGACCCAGAAGCUGUACGCCGGCUCCCUCGGCCAGUAAAGUGAGAUGAGCGCCGCAACCCCAGAGUCGUCCGCAACUGGACCUAAUGGUCAGGGGUCCCUUUACCUUUAAGCGUUAGCAGAACCCCCUCCUCCUGCUGCUGCUGCCCUGCCCGUCUGUCUGGGCAUCUCCUGUGCAGGCAUCGCCCAGCGGCUGCCCAUCUGCGCUGUGGCGCGCCCAGUCAGCGGGUCCAGGGCAGAGCAGGUGGCGAGCGUGCAGGAGGAGGCGAGCUUCGGCCGGAUCAGCUCGUCUCCUGCUCGCCUCUCGUCCGCGAUGGCCAACGACGAGCUAGCCAACAAGCUGAGCCGCCAGUUGCAAGUCGAGGAGCGCAGUGGCGGAGCCGCAGCAACAGCCGCCCAAGCAGCACCCAGAGCCCAAGCCGAUGGCCUUGGGCAGCGGUGCCCAUGGCGAGCUGAGCGCCAAGUUGCAGUGGCGCACCGAGCUCAGUGACCCCAUGCAGCUUUCACCCGGCGGUGGUGCCCAGCGCUGUGUCUUCACCCCAUAGAGUCUCCAUAUGAUGUGUCUUGUGCGCAACACAUCAUAUGGGGACUUCCAGCGAGGCAAAGUGGCGGGCACCACGGUAAUCAUAAUAAUAAUAAUAAUAAUAAUAAUAAUAAUAAUAAUACAGUGGUACCUCAGGUUAAGUACUUAAUUCGUUCCAGAGGUCCGUUCUUAACCUGAAACUGUUCUUAACCUGAAGCCCCACUUUAGCUAAUGGGGCCUCUUGCUGCCGCUGCACAAUUUCUGUUCUCAUCCUGAAGCAAAGUUCUUAACCCGAGGUACUAUUCCUGGGUUAGCGGAGUCUGUAACCUGAAGCGUAUGUAACCCAAGGUACCACUGUAAUAAAUUUCAUUUAUACCCUGCCCUCCCCAGCCAAGGCCGGGCUCAGGGCGGGUAACACCCGAUAUAAAAACAAAUUGAUUGAAAUACAACUUAAAAACAGGAUUAAAAUACAAUAUUAAAAUACAGCCUCAUUUCAAUGGAAACUCAAAUAAAAAACUUUUUUGGGGAUGAAAACGUCAACUUUCCAGAGUUAGCAGGCAACUCCUGAAGCUAGCCAGAGCCAACUGCGGUACCAGGCUGGCUGUGGGCUGCUGAGACUGCCACAGUUCCCGGGGACAUUAGAUGAAAUCCAGGGAUGGAAUUUGUCCGGGGACAAAUCUGCAAAUCCGGGGACUGUCCCCGGGAAAUGGGGAUGUCUGGUAACCCUACCCAAUGGGGCAUCUAGCUGCCCUUUAGGUCUGAUUCCAGCUGUUGCCAGAGUCUCCGUAAUGUCCCCACAUUAAUUUCUCUCCUCUCUCUGCUCCUCUCUUUCCAGGACUCGGUGGCGCUGAAGCCGUCAAUUCAGUUCGAAGGAAGCCAAGGGGUAAGUCGAAGGCCUGUGACUGAAUGUAAAAAAAUCUGCUUUGCGCUCUCUCUCUUCCUUUAAAAAUAAUCAUAAUGGCCUCUCCAGCACUGAGACGGGACAAUGGGAUUUCGGUUAGGAGGUUCAGAAACUGGGCCAAAUCUCGUAGGAGCCCCCUUAAAAAAAAAAAGGUAGUUCAGAUAUGAGUUUUCAGUAAGAAACUGGAAACGGCCGUUAUUCUAUUCUUGGGGCUGGUUUGUUGGAAACUGAGCCUUUUCUCUUUCCCUGUUUCGCUUUGUGAGAGCUGCUGAUGGCAGCUGACAUCUCUCUGCCCCCCCCCUCUGCAAGGUCCGCUUCUGCCCUUAAGCUGGGAACUGGGGCAGAGGAUUGCAAAGGGCGCCUCUUUCCUCCCUCAUGCAAUGGCUUCGCUGGCUUCCUCCCCCCAGGCUUUGGCGAGGCUCUCAAAAAGAAAUUCUGCAAUGGAUAUUUUUCAAUAAUAAUAAUUUAUAAUAAUAAUUUAUUAUUUAUACCCCGCCCAUCUGGCUGAGUCUCCCCAGCCACUCUGGGCGGCUUCCAAUCAAGUGUUAAAAACAAUACAGCAUUAAAUAUUAAAAACUUCCCUAAACAGGGCUGCCUUCAGAUGUCUUUUAAAGAUAGGAUAGCUGCUUAUUUCUUUCACAUCUGAAGGAAGGGCGUUCCACAGGGUGGGCGCCACCACCGAGAAGGCCCUCUGUCUGGUUCCCUGUAACCUCGCUUCUCGCAAUGAGGGAACCGCCAGAAGGCCCUUGGCGCUGGACCUCAGUGUCCGGGCUGAACAAUGGGGGUGGAGACGCUCCUUCAGGUACAAUUCAAAGUGUUGGUGCUGACCUUUAAAGCCCUAAAUGGCCUCGGUCCUGUAUACCUGAAGGAGCGUCUCCACCCCCAUCGUUCUGCCCGGACACUGAGGUCCAGCUCCGAGGGCCUUCUGGCGGUUCCCUCCCUGCGAGAAGCCAAGUUACAGGGAACCAGGCAGAGGGCCUUCUCGGUGGUGGCACCCUCCCUAUGGAACACCCUCCCACCAGAUGUCAAGCAGAAAAACAACUACCAGACUUUUAGAAGACAUCUGAAGGCAGCCCUGUUCAGGGAAUCUUUUAAUGUUGAAUAGGUUACUGUAUUUUAGUGUUUUAUUGGAAGCCGCACAGAGUGGCUAGGGAAACCAAGCCAGAUGGGCAGGGUACAAAUAAUUUAUUAUUAUUAUUAUUAUUAUUAUUAUUAUUAUUAUUAUUAUAACAAACAAACCGCUAGCCCCCCCUUCCCACAAACACAUUUAAAAGACCUGGUUGAAGAAGAACGUCUUUGCCUGGUGCCUAAAGGUGUUUAAUGAAGGUGUCAGGCAAGCCUUCCUGGGGAAAGCAACCCACAAGCAGGGUGCCACCGCAGAAAAGGCCCCGUUCUCGUGUUGCCACCCUCCGGACCUCUCGAGGAGGAGGCACAUGAGGAAUGCAAGGUCCUGGUUAGUUUAUAUGGGGAUUGCUGGGCUUCCUGCCCCCACAAUGUUCCCCACUCCUACCCCUUCCCCACCUCCCUUGCUUCAUUAGAGGUUUUUGAGUAGAGACAGGGCAGCCAUCUGGCUGCGGUUCUUUAGGAGCGAUCCGUCCCUUGCAGGGGGUUGGACUAGAUGACCGCUGGGUGCCCCUUCGAACUCCAUGGUUCUGGGAUUCUGUCAAUAACAGCAGCAGCAGCAAUAGCUCCUCUAGUUUUAGUAGCAUUUGUGUGUGUUCUUGUCAUUAUUCUCUGUUUUUUUAUUUGGCUUUUUUACACUGUGAUCUUCAGAUGAAGGGUGGUGGUGUACAAAUUGAAUGCACAACAAUAAUAAUAGAUUGGAGGUUUUUGAACAGAGGUUGGGACCGCCAGAUCUGAUGGGGCGUCUUCGGGCGGGAUUCCUGCUUUGCAUUGUGUUGGAUUGGAUGAGCCCUGGGUGCCCCUUCCAACUCUCCUAUUCCCUUAUUCUGUAACUUGCUGGCUAAGGCUUCGCGUGUACAUCUUCUAAUCUUAUUUUCUUUUUUAAAACAAAAACCCAGCACAUCUCGAUACCUCGGCCAGACGGAGCAGCGGGGGCCCAGACAUUCUCGUUUUACCUCUCCAACAUCGGGAAAGAUAGUCCCCAGGGGAGCUUUGACUGCGUCCAGCAGUAUGUCUCCAGGUGAGUUGCCCCGUCCAGGCCCCAAUCCCUGCAGCUCCCACGGCCGGCGAUGUGGGUUUUCCGCACGUUUUCAAAUGGGAGCAGAACGCCCCAGAAAACCUCCUUACGCCGAUAGGGCAAUUUGCGACACGUUCGACUCCGGGGUGGGAGCCUUCCCCCUUUGGCCAGCAGUCAGCGGGGCCAGAGGGGGGAGUGGGCAGGGCGCUGGGUGCAAAUACUACCUUUGCACGGUAGGCUCGUUUCUGCACAUGCUCAGGAACCCCUGUUUGUCCUCCGAUCCACACAAGCAGGGUGUCUCACCAGAGCGGUGCAUGCUCUGGUUAUCUCCCGCUUGGACUACUGCAGUGCGCUCUCUGUGGGGCUACCUUUGAAGGUGACCCAGAAACUACAACUAAUCCAGAAUGUGGCAGCUAGACUGGGGACUGGGAGUGGCCGCCGAGACCACAUAACACCGGUCCUGAAAGACCUACAUUGGCUUCCAGUAUGUUGCUGAGCACAAUUCAAAGUGUUGGUGUUGACCUUGAAAGCCCUAAACGGCCUCGGCCCCGUAGACCUGAAGGAGCGUCUCCAGCCCCAUCGUCCAGCCCGGACACUGAGAUCCAGCUCCAAGGGCCUUCUGGCGGUUCCCUCCCUGCGAGAAGUGAGUUGCAAGGAACCAGGCAGAGGGCCUUUUCAGCUGUGGCACCCACCCUGUGGAACACCCUUCCAUCAGAUGUCAAGGAAAUAAGUAACUGUCUGGCUUUUAGAAGACAUCUGCAGGCAGCCCUGUUUAGGGAAGUUUUUAAUGGUUGAUGUUUUAUUCUGUUUUUAAUAUUCUGUUGGGAGCCACCCAGAGUGGUUGGGGAAACUCAGCCAGAUGGGCGGGGUAUAAAUAAUAAAUUAUUAUUAUUAUAUUAUUAUUAUAAUAUAGCGGACGCUAUAUUCUGUUGGGAGCUGCUGUAUUGUGUUUUUACUCUCCGAUAGGGAGCAGCCAAGAGUGGCUGGGGAAACCCAGCCAGAUGGGCAGGAUAUAAGUAACAAAUUAUUAUUAUUAUUAUUAUUAUUAUUAUUAUUAUUAUUAUUAUCCUGCGGACAACAUUGAGGGCCACACAGGGAGGUCCCAAGGGCCGCAUAGCCUAGAAAGCCAGCAAACCAGGAGACUUUUAGAGGAAGGCGAAGAAACGGAGGCAGGCAUGGAUUUUAGCCCUGGUAUCUCCCAGGCACUCUAACCACUAUGCAACACUGUCUCUGACCUGGGGUGGGGUGGUGACCUGCGCUUUAGGUGCAAUGACCAGGCGGCUUCUUCUUCUUCCCGAAAGACUCCGGUUCCUUUAUGUUUUUCAUUUCUGCCUCUGCUUACCCUUCAGCAGCAAUGGGAACAUCCAGUUGGACUGCCUUGGCACCAUCCAAGACAAAAUCACCGUUUGUGCCACCGACGACUCCUACCAGAAGGCGAAGCAGAGCAUGGCACUGGUGGAGGAGGAGACCCGGAGCCGGGGGGCCAUCGUCAUCAAGCCGGGGGGCCGCUAUGUCGGUGAGCAGCGACAGCAUUGCGUACGGUCAAUCAUUGCAGCAGGGGAGAGUGUCUCCGGCCGUGGAGCUGUUUCAAAACCCGCAUUCUCUUGCAAGCAGCCUUCCGGGGGAACAGAGCCGUGCUUUGGUUUCCAAACAUUUUGGAAGUUGAAUGGACUUCCGGUACGGAUUCCGUUCGACUUCCAAGGUGUGACUGUAUUGAUCUGAACAUUUUUGACCCGUCAGUAUAUUGCGAAUCGCGAUGUGUGUCAGGGGUAGGGCCGGUCGAUGCAUCGUUCAAACCCAGUUUGAAGUCUGUAUCGUGAGUCCGGUUUCAUAAUUUUUAUCCUGGCAGUAUAUUGUGGGUUAAACCACAGAGCCUAGGGCUUGCCGAUCAGAAGGUCAGCAGUUCAAAUCCCCACAAUGACGGGGUGAGCUCCCGUUGCUCGGUCCCCGCUCCUGCCAACCUAGCAGUUCGAAAGCACGUCAAAGUGCAAGUAGAUAAAUAGGUACCACUCCGGCAGGAAGGUAAACGGCGUUUCCGUGCGCUGCUCUGGUUCGCCAGAAGCGGCUUAGUCAUGCUGGCCACAUGACCUGGAAGCUGUACUCCCUCGGCCAAUAAAGCGAGAUGAGCGCCGCAACCCCAGAGUCGGCCACGACUGGACCUAAUGGUCAGGGGUCCCUUUACCUUUACUUAGGGAAGUUUUUAAUGUUUGGUGUUUUAUCUUGGAUUUAAUAGUCUGUUGUGAGCCGCCCAGAGUAGCUGGGGAAACCCAGCCAGAUGGGCAGGGCAUAAAUAAAUUAUUAUUAUUAUUAUUAUUAGUGAUCAGGAGGGAGCCCUUUUCAGACUCUCUGAGCUGACAGUGCUUGGCCUGCCUCUCUCGCCCUUCCUCCGGGGAGUCCGUGUCUGUAAACAGGAGCAGAUUGCAGUUUGCUGAGUUAUCCCUGACUCAUCGUUUUGGUGUGCGUUACCAGCCAAACUCUUGCAGGAGCAAGCAAUGGCAGGAAGUGUGUGUUUUCCUGUGUGCUGGGAAGAACAACGCAAGGGGGUUUUUUUCCCCGUCGGGAGGGGGAGGGAAGGCUUAUCAGCAAGCAGUAAAAGGCCUCUCCGUAGCUGCCUUCCUGCCAAAACGAAAAGCUUCGGAACUUUUCUCGGGGAAAUUUUCUCGGGGAAGUUUCAUUUCCUCUGGGAAAUUUCCCUCCAGCGCAAAUUAGGCGGUUGUUGGACAGCUGUCGGCCACACGUGAAUCUCCUCCUAAACACAGCCUUCUGUAGCAAAGGUUCUCUGCGUCAGAGAGGGAGAGAACAGCUGUGACGAACAAUGAAUUAUUUUUUUAAGACAAGGCUCUAAAACCAGGCAUGUACUGUAGACUUGAGUCCUGUUGCACAGGGGUUAGAAUGUUGUUGUUGUUGUUGAGUCGUUUAGUCGUGUCCGCCUCUUCGUGACCCCCUGGACCAGAGCACGCCAGGCCCUCCUGUCUUCCACUGCCUCCCGCAGCUUGGUCAAACUCACGCUGGUAGCUUCGAGAACACUGUCCCACCAUCUCGUCCUCUGUUGUCCCCUUCUCCUUUGUGCCCUCCAUCUUUCCCAGCAUCAGGGUCUGUUGCAACAGGGUCCUCAGUCACCACACGCAGGAGGGAGGAGGAACCCAGAGCAAAAGUGUGCCUGCCUUUAUAUAGACAUUUUAAAUUCCCUCCCUGGAGUCCAAGACCACCCCCAGAUACAUCAUACCUACAUCACAGAAAGGGCGGUCUACAGCAGAAAUCUUAGUGCUUUGUUUACCUCUUGUCUGCCAGGUUACCUGUUCAAUGGUCACUUGAUUGGAUACCCUGGGGAGCCUGGCAGGUCUUUUGUAAUGAUAAAUACUUAGUUCCUGGGCCAGGUCACAGGCUCACACCCUAUUCAUAUCUUAAAUGUGCCCUUAAGACAGGAUUUGUGAAGGAAAAGACAAUGGGAGACUUUUCCAUUUUCCUUUGACCUUGCAUGGAAAACAUUUGGUCAGUUUGGGAGUAAAAAAUGGUUCCAGGUCGGUCUUCCUGUGCUGAUCUAUGUAUGUGUUUGGUUGGUACACUUAUGAACAUUUAAAAUAUAUCUAAGACCUCAAAAUUCCUAUCACAGGGAUACAAUUCUAUAAUUCCCACCACAUAUUGAACUUUCUUUCCUAAAACAUUGGGGUGCUGCUGUUUUUUGGGCAAAGCUUCUCUUCAUGUCCAGCCUCUGUACAAAAUAAAAUAAAAACGGAGAGCAUCUUUGACCUUGCAAGCUCUGCCUGUAUUCUAGGAAGGCGAGGGUUUUCGGUGUGUGUUUGUUUUUAGAAAAGGAAAUCGAGGCGAGCCAGGAACAGGAAGCCCUUUCAUCUCGGAACGCGAUCAGCCCCAUUCUGGCCUCCUAUCUGAUUUAGGUUCCUAAGAAAAAAGGAAGCUGCCUUUUGCCGCGUCAGAUCCUGUGGUCUGUCCAUUGGCACCAGAUCCAGUGGUGCCUGCACAAACUGGCAGCCUUUAGUGACUCAGGUUGGGGCUUUCGGGGCUACCACAGGCCAGCAUCGUUUUCUGUCCAAACGAUAGAAGUGUUGUCCAAUAAACUCAGAAUAUUACGUUCUGUUGUAUAAAGCCAUUGGUACUGUUGCAGGAAUUUAUGUAUAGGUUGGGGGGGGGGUUGCCCCUCCAGCAGAUAUCACACACAUGCAGCCCAUUACCAAAACCAGCACAAUCGCUUUUGGGACUUUUGUGAUUUGUCCCCACAAAACACUUCAUCACAGUUUCUUCCUAUCUAUUCAAAGGGCCUUUGCUGCACGAUACCAAAUGUAAGAAUCCACUGAUCAGUGUAUCUGUGUACUGGCUCACUGGGGAAACUUCAGAAAUUCAUAUACCGUAUUUUUCGCCCUAUAGGACGCACUUCUUCCCCUCCAAAAAUGAAGGGGAAAUGUGUGUGCAUCCUAGGGGGCGAAUGCAGGCUUUCGCUGAAGCCUGGAGAGUGAAAGAGGUUGGUGCGCACCGACCCCUCUUGCUCUCCAGGCUUCAGGAAGCUCUGCGCAACCCUUGGGAGACCGGCGCGACUUCGCGGGGGCUCCCGAGGGUUGCGCAGAGCUGCCUGCGCUCCCGGGCUUCCUGCAGCUCUGCGCAACCCUCCGGAGCCUGGCGCGAAGCCGCGCGGGCUCCCAAAGGUUGCGCAGAGCUGCCUGCAUUCCGAAGCCUGGUGCGCGCUGAAGAGCGCGCCCGGGCUUCGCGCAGCUCUCCGCAAGCCUGGGGAGACCGGCGCGGCUCCCUAGGCUUGCGGAUAGCAGGCUGUUCUGGGGGCUGGGGUCGGGGGAAGCUCGGGCUUCCCCCGUGCCUGCCCCGUGCCUGGGGGGGAAAUUUUUUUUCUUUAUUCCCCCCCCCCAAAAAAAAUUAGGUGCGUCCUACCGAAAAAUACGGUAGACGUGUCAGCAGCCCCUCUGCCUGAGAGAUCAUCCCUGGCCUCCUGAUACCUGAGUGCCAGACAGGUAGCCAUUCCAGAAAUAACAAACCCAGAUGAAGACAAAAGGGUGUGAUUCACUUGGCUGGGAAACAGUGAAAUGUAAAUAUUUCUUUUGUUUCACUUGAUAGAUGUUUGGUGGAGGGCAAGGGGAACCAUGGGGCAGGGUCCCGGAUGCUCAGAUUACUGCCACCAGACCUCCGCUUUCACUAUGUAACCAUGAUGUAUGAGUGAUGUAGUUUGGGGGGGUGUAACAUGGGGAUUAGCAGCUAAUAAAAGUUUGGGUUCUCUUUUGUUCGGGGCUUCCAUCUUGUUCCACCUUGUGGCAGGUAGAAGUCCUGUCACGACAGUCUUCAAUAAAGACCAAGCCUACUGGCUGCUGUUUUGCUCUUGUAUUCCUGGCUGGUGUCCUUGCUUUUUGUCCAAGGGAGCCCUCAGAUUUCUCCGUUAACAGUACCAAGUGGCCAAAACGCUUUCCCAAUCAGUCAUUUCUUAAGAAUCUGCACAUCAAGCUUGCCUGUUGCUAACACAUAUAUAGAAAGCGACCACUGCUUUUUCACUUUCGAAAGAUCAGUCCGGUUGUUCCAAUAUCUCUGUUGUCUUGGGAGCUCAGGAAAGCUGUUAACAAGGUGUUGUAGCUUCAGGUACAGCAGUGCCCCGUUUUUCGGACGUAAUCCAUUCCGGAAGACCGUUUGACUUCCGAAACGGUCAUAAACCGAGGCGCAAAGGGCGGUCUGCAGAAAAACAGGGCGUUGGAGGAAUAGCAUGUACACCCAGCGGAAGCCGUUCGACUUCCAAGGCGCAUUUCAAAACGGAAGCAUUUACUUCCAGGUUUUCAGCGUUCGGGAACCGAAACACCCGGCUUCUGAGACGCCACCGAAAACCAACGUAUGGCCAUUGGGGUGCAUCGGACUGAUGGCAUUUGUCACUUAGAGAUGCAAACAUGGAAGAAUCUCUUGGUUGGCCCAAAAUCGAUACAGUGGUGCCUUGGUUCUCAAACAACUUGGAACCCAAACACUGCAAACCUAGAAGUAAGGGUGGUGGUUUGCGAACUUUUUCCCGAAGCCGAACGUUCUCCGUUUUGAGUGUUAUGCUUCUGAUUUGAGUGUUAUGCUGAGGUCUGUCUGUUUUUGCUGUUUAUUUUGCACUUUUGCGGCUCUUUUUUUGUUUUGUUUUUGGGACUGCGUGGAAUCCAGUUCAGCUACUGAUUGAUUGAUGGAUUGUGCGACUGCAGUACAUUGUUUAUUGCUUUCAUUUUAUGGACCAGUGGUCUCAUUCGAUAGUAAAGUUCAUGUUCAAUAGCUGUUUUAAGGGUGGUUUUUCAAAGUUUGAGAACCAAGGUACCGCUGUAUAUCCAUUUUUCCAUAUCCCCACCCUUUCUCCCCCCAAAAAACAGCACGGACCCAAACUUUUUCUUUUUCCUCUCGCUUAGGCAAGACGGUCAAGGUGCGAAAGCCGGCCCCGGUGGCUUCGGACGCCGUCCCCUCGCGGAUCCGCCCGACGCCCGUCAACCUGGCCAGCGCCAUCAAGAAAGGCAACAGCGCCGUCUCCCAGCGGCCCUUCAGAGACCGCGUCCUGCAUCUGCUGGCCCUCAAGCCCUACAAGAAACCGGAGUUGUUCUUGCGGCUGCAGAAGGACGGCCUCACGGCGCAAGAUAAGGACUCUCUAGAUGGGCUGCUGCAGCAGGUGAGCCAGUGCGCGGCCUGAUUCUCCAUAGAAGUCGUGGGUGUGGGACCAUGCAUUUUUAUUACCGUAUUUUUCGCUCUAUAAGACGCACCAGACCACAAGAGGCACCUAGUUUUUGGAGGAGGAGAACAAGGAAAAAUAUAUUCUGAAUCUCAGAAGCCAGGACAGCAAGAGGGAUCGCUGCGCAGUGAAAGCAGCAAUCCCUCUUGCUGUUCUGGCUUCUGGGCUAGCUGCGCAGCCUGCAUUCGCUCCACAAGACGCACACACAUUUCCCCUUACUUUUUAGGAGGGAAAAAGGGAGUCUUAUAGAGCAAAAAAUACGGUAUUCCUCUUCUUCCUUUUUUUUGGAAAUUGUUUUUACUUGAGUUUACAAAUUCGUUCACCCUCACAAUCACAAACAAUAAAAAUUUCACAAGAUUCUUCCGAAUCUCAAGACCUCCCUCCUCCAUGGGAUCUUUAAGCAGCUUUCUAAAAAACUGCAUAUUAUAAGUCCAUCUAAUUUACAAUCUUCCGUUGUAUCCAAAGUCCUUGCAGGAGUUAUUUAAAACCUGCUCAAAUGUUUGCAGUGCUCUUUAAAAUAUAAUGCAAAUUUGUCUUUUAUUGAGGUUUUGAUCCUCCUGGUUUCUGAUUUUCCCAGUUAGUCUCUGCGUAGUCCAAUAAUUUCACCUGCCAGUCUGCCCUAGACUCUCGUGGUCCCUCCCAGCUCUCGGAUUCUGUGUUCAGGGAUUGACAGAUAAACCCUUCCCUGUCCUCUCCCUCCCUCUUCCAGGUUGCAAACAUGAACGCCAAAGACAGCACCUUCACCCUGAAGGAUUACCUUUACAAAGAGGUGCAGAGGGACUGGCCAGGAUACUUGGAAGGAGACCAGCAGCUGCUGAAGAGGAUCCUGUUCCGGUAAGGACAUUUCCCCUUGGGUUAAGCGUCCCUAGGUGUUAAUAUCACAGUAGGGGACGCUGGUGGUGCUGCGGUCUAAACCACUGAGCCUAGGGCUUACCGAUCGGAAGGUCGGCGGUUCGAAUUCCCGCGACAGAGUGAGCUCCUGUUGCUCUGUCUCAGCUCCUGCCAACCUAGCAGUUCGAAAGCACACCAGCGCAAGUAGAUAAAUAGGUACCGCUCCGCCGGGAAGGUAAACGGCAUUUCCGUGCGCUCUGGUUUCCGUCACGAUGUCCCGUUGCGCCAGAAGCGGUUUAGUCCUGCUGGCCACAUGACCCUCGAAAGCUGUCUGCGGACAAACACCGGCUCCCUCGGCCUGAAAGCGAGAUGAGCGCCGCAACCCCAGAGCCACCUUUGACUGGACUUAACUGUCCAGGGACCCUUUACCUUUUUUUAACUUUAGAAUCACAGAACAGGGGCAGGGAAGGUCUGGGGCCUUCCUAAAUGUUGUUGGGGGUCAGCCGCGUGACACAGAGAGUCUGUCCCACAUGCAUAAGUUUCCAGGUUCAAUCCCUGCCUGCUCCCUGUUUCCUAAUAAUAAUAAUAAUAAGCGAUAAAACAUCAAACAUUAAAAACCUCCCUAAGCAGGGCUGCCUUCAGAUGUCUUUUAAAGAGAAGAUAGCUGCUUAUUUCCUUGACAUCUGAUGGGAGGGCGUUCCACAGGGCGGGCGCCACUACCAAGAAGGCCCUCUGUCUGGUUCCCUGUAACCUUACUUCUUGCAAUGAGGGAACCAUCAGAAGGCCCUCGGAGCUAGACCUCAGUGUCCGGGCUGGACAAUGGGGGUGGAGACCCUCCUUCAGGUAUACUGGACCGAGACAGUUUCGGGCUUUGAAUAUCAGCACCAGCACAUUGAAUUGUGCUCAGAAAUGUACUGGGAGCCAAGAUCUUUCAAGAUUCUCAGUGGCUGAUCCCAGUCUGGCUGCCGCAUUUUGGAUUAGUUGUAGUUUCUGGGUCACCUUCAAAGGCAGCCCCACGGAGAGCGCCUUGCAGUAGCCCAAGCGGGAGAUAACCAGAGCAUGGACCAUGUCACCAUACAAACCGUCUCAUGAAAGGUGAAAAUAACAAGUUACUCGGAGUACUGGUUGGAAGAGGAACACACAACAGGCAGUUUUGUUCAGGCAGGCUUAAAACGGUAAUUCGGUUACAAAGUUGUGCUCAGUGGAGAUGCACCUUCAGGUAUACUGGGCUGAGGCCGUUUACGGCUUUCAAGGUCAGCACCAACACUUUGAAUUGUGCUCAGAAGCUUACUGCUGCCUCCUCCUUUCUCCCCAGCUCUCUCUCCCCCCCCAACCUCAUGAACGACUUCCUUUUUUCUUCCCUGAAUCUCCCAUCCAUCCGCUCCAUCGGAUGCCCCCAAAUUCCAGGGUUAGGAGAGAGGGAGGAAGACUUUCCCUGCAUGCCCUUUCUCCGUGCCACGCGAAAUUUUGCAGACGACGCCACCUCUUCCUUGCCUUCUCUCUAAGCUAGAAAGUCCCACACGCCGCCGCCGCCUUUCUCCAUGGGGGAAUUGCUCCCGUGGGGAUGCCAGUGAAAAACAGGAGGAAUCGUGUCAGUUUGGAUAAGAAAACACAGCUCACCCGCCCAGCUGUUGCAGGUGCAAGGAUAUGGGCUUCCUGGGUGCAGAUCUUUUAAGAAGCGGGAAGCCAGCCCUCGCUUCUAGCCUGGUGGGCUUAGUUUUCUCUGCUCAGGUGGCCGGAUCGUUGCCAGUGGUUAUUUUUAGGCUGUUGCUCAUCCAGAUGCCAGGAUAGACGUGCCCGGGGGGGUGGGUGGCGAGAGACGUAACUGCUUCAUCCUCCUCCUCCUUGGGAAACAUCGGCACAGCUACCGUACUUUUUGCUCUAUAAGACUCACUUUUUCCCUCCUAAAAAGUAAGGGGAAAUGUGUGUGCGUCUUAUGGAGCCAACGCAGGCUGCGCAGCUAUCCCAGAAGCCAGAACAGCAAGAGGGAUUGCUGCUUUCACUGCGCAGCGGUCCCUCUUGCUGUUCUGGCUUCUGAGAUUCAGAAUAUUUUUUUUCUUGUUUUCCUCCUCCAAAAACUAGGUGCGUCUUGUGGUCUGGGGCGUCUUAUAGAGCGAAAAAUACGGUACACACCUCCGUGGCACGAUUGCGUGUCUGUGUGUAUGUGUACGCCCGUUUGCAAACUUGUAAUUUUCCAUUUCAAUUAAAACCCAGGCCUUCCCAAUUCAUACACACACACACACACACACACACAGCCCCCAGGGACCUUGUCCCUCGCCAAAGAAAACUCUCUCCAUUUUUCAGACUCUCAUUAAACCAACCUCGUCUCCUCCGCCAGCCAACUGGGUUUACGGACCAUGGAAACUGUUCAAAACAGAGGGUAGGGAGGGUGCGCAGGGGGAGGAGAGGGGGGAGUGGGGUUUUUUUUUUAACCUUAGCUGGGUUGGGGGGGGGGAAAUAACUGCAAUAGAAAUAACCCCUUGACCCACCCACCCCCUUUUUGCAUUAUAACAGAAAAGGUCCAAGCCCAGGGACGCCUUUGGAGACUCAAUUAUUUUAUUGGUUGUUGCUAACAAGCCGGUUUCAGGAAAGAGAAAUAGAGACAAAUAAGGUUGUUUUAAAAUAAUAAUAAUAAUAAAAGGAUUAGUUGCCACAAUGGCCGUUAAAAGGCAUACAGGAUACUGCUGAAGGAUAAUCGAACAGCACAGGAGGGAAUACAUGCGUGGUCUCUGUGGCAUAAAUUCGAACUAAUUUCUCAUACAGUCGUACCUCGGAUGCCGAACGCCUUGCGAGUCGAACGUUUUGGCUCCCGAACUCCGCAAACCCGGGCGUGAGUCUUCUGGUUUGCGAACGUUCUUUGGAACCUGAACGUCCGACGCGGCUUCCGAUUGGCUGCAGGAGCUUCCCUUUGGUUUCUGAACCGCGCUUUGGUUUCUGAACAUUUUGGAAGCCGAACGGACUUCCAGAACAGAUUCCGUUCGACUUCUAAGAUCCUUGGAUCCUGACGACUUCUAUUCCCAUAAGUUUUUGUAUGCCCGAGACACUUGCUGCUGCUGCUUCUGGCCUUGGUUGAUAUUUUGAAGCCCGAUAUUUGAAGCACAAAUAGCACCAAAAAAUAUUUAAGUUGGCACCCUUGGUUAGGAAGCUGCUUGCCUUCUGUCACUGUGCCAUUGAGAGCGUGCUCACUUAUGGCUUAUGUGUGUGGUACGGAAGCUGUACUACCCAGGACAGGAUGGGGUUGUGCAGGGUUGUUAAGGCAGCAGAGAGCAUUGUUGGCUGCCCACUCUCCACCUUAGAGCAGAUUUAUGCCACAAGGUGCCAUAGGAAGGCACUGGGCAUAGUAAAAGAUCCAUCGCAUCCUGGUCACUGUCUCUUCGAGCUCUUGCCGUCGGGACGGAGAUACAGGACGAUGAAGACAAGAACGAGUCGUCUUAAGAACAGCUUCUUCUCCAGAACGAUCUCGGCCCUGAAUGGGAAGCCCGGACUUUGAAAGUCAUCUAAUCUCCCUUGCUGUAUUAUACUGUAUUGAUUAAUUAGUGUUUUUAUGGAGCAGUCAAGUAAUUUCGUUGUCCCCGAAGGGGCAAUGACAAUAAAGAUAUUAUUAUUAUUAUUAUUAUUAUUAUUAUUAUUAUUAUUAUUAUUAAGGGCAACAUGCUAAGCCUUGGAAUGCCAGCAGUCCAGGUUAUUGGGUUGAGAAGCCUUCCCUGGGCGUGUUUUAAAUAACAUUUGCUUGCCUCUCAUCCUUAGGGGACGCGGGUGGUGCUGUGGGUUAAACCACAGAGCCUAGGGCUUGCUGAUCAGAAGGUCGGCGGUUUAAAUCCCUGCGACAGGGUGAGCUCCCGUUGCUCGGUCCCUGCUCAUGCCCACCUAGCAGUUAGAAAGCACCUCAAAGUGCAAGUAGAUGAAUAGGUACCGCUCUGGCGGGAAGGUAAACAGCGUUUCCGUGCGCUGCUCUGGUUCGCCAGAAGCGGCUUAGUCCUGCUGGCCACAUGACCCGGAAGCUGUAUGCCGGCUCCCUCGGCCAGUAAAGCGAGAUGAGCGCCGCAACCCCAGAGCCGGCCACGACUGGACCUAAUGGUCAGGGGUCCCUUUACUUUUACCAUCCUUGAUUACACCCGUUGGUCCCUUUUAUGCAAAAGAAGAAGAAGAAGAAGAAGAAGAAGAAGAAGAAGAAGACGACUUGGUGUGCCUUAACGAAACAAACACCUUUUCAUUUUGUUGUUGUUGUUCUCCCCUCCCCUCCCCCCCCCUCCAGGAAGCUCUGCCAGCCGCAGAACACCAGCUGCCCACCAGAGGCACCGGCUCCAGCAUCACCAAAAGACAACGCAAACAUCUCCUCCUGCUCUCCGCCCCAGGUAGGUCCUGAGCCCCCAUUGCAAGGGCAUGUCUUGGUGAGGUUUCCUGCUCCCAGGCAGCCUGGUGGCGUCCUUGAAAAAAGAAUUUCUUGCUCGCUGUGAAGUUUGUGGCCUACAGGGGCCCUGUUGUUUUUUUAAAAUUUAUUUACAGUGGUGCCUCGCAAGACGAAAAGAAUCCGUUCUGUGAGUCUCUUCGUCUAGCGGUUUUUUCGUCUUGCGAAGCAAGCCCAUUGACGGAUUAGCGCUAUUAGCGGCUUUUAGCGGCUUUUAGCGGCUUAUCGUCUUAGCGGAUAAGCGGCUUAGCGGCUUAGAAAAAGGGGGGGAAAGGGGAAAAAAACCCACAGGAACUCGCAAGACAUUUUCGUCUUGCGAAGCAAGCCCAUAGGAGAUUCGUUUUGCGAAGCACCUCCAAAACGGAAAACUCUUUCGUCUAGCGAGUUUUCCGUCUUGCGAGGCAUUCGUCUUGCGGGGCACCACUGUAUUUAUUUGCUCGCGUGCUCAAGACAUCGAUUCCAUACAACAUAUUUUGCUGCACUGUGCAAAAUACGAGCAAGCCAGGGCUGAACUGAUACUACCCUCGCUGGUACCUUUCCCGGGAAAAUCAGAGGCUCACUAUGUCAGGUUCCUAUUGGAAGACCGGACCAACGCCAGAACGUUAGCAGUGGCGAAGUUUUUAUCAGUGGUUGCAAGAACAAAUGAUCCCUAUAUUCUGAGCAAAAUGCUCGUUUAACCUGGAGGUAGGCUGCAUGAAUUGUGUAUUGCUUUGUAACGAUUUGUUGGGUCUCUGGACCGUAAUAAAGAUUGAUCAUGAUGAUGAUGAUGAUGAUGAUGAUGAUUACAGUCAUACCUGAGCUCCCAAACACCUUGGGAGCUGAACGUUCUGGCUCCCGAAUGAUCGGAAACCGGAAGCGAGUGUUCCGGUUUUCAAACGUUCUUUCGGAAGACGAACGUCCAACGAGGCUUCCAAUUGGCUGUUCGAGGGCAGCCAGCAUGGGGUUUUCCCUCCUGAGUUUCCGUGGUCCUUCGAGCUAUCGUAUUUUUAAUAUUCUGUUGGGAGCGACCCAGAGUGGCUGGGGAAACCCAGUCAGAUGGGCGGGCUGUAUAAAUAAAUUAUUGUUGUAUUGGCAUCAAACGGAAUACCAGUCCUUCUGCUAAUUUAUCUAAGUCUGUAUCAUCAAAAACACUCCACAACGUUAUUUUUGGGUGAUGGAACAAUCGUUUCCUUAGUGAUAUUUAUCAUUUCCAUCAAAACCAAACUGAUGGUUCCUUCCUGUUUACUUGCCAUCCUCUAACCCUGUGGGGCGGGACGCAGGUGGCGCUGUGGGUUAAACCACAGAGCCUAGGACUUGCCAAUCAGAAGGUCGGCGGUUCGAAUCCCCGCAACAGGGUGAGCUCCCGUUGCUCGGUCCCUGCUCCUGCCAACCUAGCAGUUCGAAAGCACGUUGAAGUGCAAGUAGUUAAAUAGGUACCACUCCAGCGGGAAGGUAAAUGGCGUUUCAGUGCGCUGCUCUGGUUCGCCGGAAGCGGCUUAGUCCUGCUGGACACAGGACCCGGAAGCUGUACGCCGGCUCCGUCGGCCAAUAAAGCAAGAUGAGCGCCGCAACCCCAGAGUUGGUUACGACUGGACCUAAUGGUCAGGGGUCCCUUUACCUUUAACCCUGUGGGGCAAGCACCUCACAGGGGGGCAAUUUGAUUUUUAAGGGGGGGCUAUUCAAGAAUUGAGUUAUUAACAGUUUGUGGCCUUUGGGGCUUCCUCCAUUUGAGUAGGAGUUUGCUUUGUGAAUAAUAAGAAUUAUAUGUCAGCGACGGGGGGCGGGAAUCAGGAUUUUAGAGAUGCUUAGGUGGGGCAUACGGACGUAGGUGGUGCUGUGGGUUAAACCACAGAGCCUAGACUUGCUGAUCAGAAGGUCAGCGGUUUGAAUCCCCACUACAGGGUGAGCUCCCGUUGCUCGGUCCCUGCUCCUGCCCACCUAGCAGUUCGAAAGCACGUCAAAGUGCAAGUAGAUAAAUAGGUACCACUCCGGCGGGAAGGUAAACGGCGUUUCCGUGCACUGCUCUGGUUCGCCAGAAGCGGCUUCGUCAUGCUGGCCACAUGACCCGGAAGCUGUACCCCGGCUCCCUCGGCCAGUAAAGUGAGAUGAGCGCCGCAGCCCCAGAGUCGGUCACGACUGGACCUAAUGGUCAGGGUUCCCUGACCAUGGCCAAAAAAAAUUAAAAAAGUUGGGAACCACUGCUCUAACCCAUAGUUUCCCAAACUUUGGUCUCUCUUUGGACUACAAAUCCCAUCAUCUUGAAGAGAAGAAGAAGAGUUUGGAUUUGAUAUCUCGCUUUAUCACUACCCGAAGGAGUCUCAAAGCGGCUAACAUUCUCCUUUCCCUUCCUCCCCCACAACAAACACUGUGAGGUGAGUGGGGCUGAGAGACUUCAGAGAAGUGUGACUAGCGCAAGGUCACCCAGCAGCUGCAGGUGGAGGAGCUGGGAAUCGAACCCUGUUCGCCAGAUUACAAGCCCACUGCUCUUAACCACUACACCACUUGAGCUCGCAGAGCAAGGGAUGAUGGGAAAUGUAGUCCAAAAACGUCCCCACAUUUGGGGGAAAGCCUGCCUUAACGCUUCCUGUUCUUCUUCCCUCCACCUAGAAACGACCCCAGCCCACAGAUUUCACCGACCCUCUGUCCAACAAAAAGCCCCGCAUCUCCCACUUUGCCCAAAGGACUCAGCCCACGCUCAACGGAAAACUGCGCUCGGCCAACGGCAGGGAAGCCCCCCUAGCGCCACCCCCGGAGGUGGUCGCCUCCAGUAACCUCUUGCCAGCCCUGGAGCUCCCCAGGCCCCACAACCCCCUCGCCGACGUCAGCAACGAUCUGGGGCACGGCGGACCCAACUUUGAGGUCCCGGAUCCCGCCGAGAGGCUGGCGGCGGCAGCGGCGGCGGAGGUCCCCCUCCAGCCGGUGACAGACUCUGUCCAGGUCAGCAAAAGGAGCAAGAAGAGGCUAAAGAAGGAGAGGGAGCGGAGAGGGGCUGAGCAGGAGUCGGAGCCCCGGGAGAAACCAAACUGCAGCCUCAGGAAACGCAGCUCAAAGACCACGGCGCCUUCGUCGCAGGACACGGCAGGUGGGCUCAGCUGGGCAGGGAUUUGGGGGGUUGUGGGUUCCUCUGGGUCGCGCGCGGGUUAUUAUAAUGACAGCAAAAGUGCCGGAACGUGAUGUUCCCUAUAUGGAGACUGCGAAACGGGCGGCGAGAAUAAAGAGACCGAAGAGGUGGCAGGUUUGCGGGAGAGUGGAGGUGCUUUUCAGGCUAUCUGGGGAAAUGUUAUAGUCAGUUGAAAUCGCAGGCAGGGCUGGAAACCUAGGCAAAGGAGCGAGAAUGAGAAACGGAAUGUAAUGUAGGGUAUCUCUGUUGUAACCAAAAAUUGCCCUUUUUCCUUAUGGGGUAUCCAAGAGCCCAUAUAGAGUCCUUACAUAGGUUUCCUAUUGGUAGGAGAGAAUAACAGAGGCCAACCAGAGAAUAUUGAGAAGCAAAGCAGCUAGUAAACUUGAUCUUUAUUGAUCUGUUGCAAGAGGUGCUCUCCUCACCCGCAGGAAAGGAGGAGGAACCCAGAAAAAUGGCGCGCAAGGCCUUAUAAAGACUUUUGAAAUUGCCACCCUGUAGAUCAAGACCACCCCCAGAAACAUCAUACAUACAUCACAGAAGGGGUGUAACCUAAGACCACCCCUCAGAUACAUCAUACCUACAUCACAGAAAAGGCGGUCUAAAACAGAAAUUUGAAUAUUGUUUUUCUCCUGUCGUUGUUUAUCUCCUGUCUGGCAGGUUACUUGAUUGGAUUGCCUGGGGAACCUGGCCAGUCUUUUGUAAUGAUAAAUUCCUGGGCCAGGUCACAGGCUCACACAUCUUAAAUGUGACCUUAAGACAGGAUUUGUGAAGGAAAAGAUGAUGGGGAGGCAUUUCCAUUUUCCUUUGACCUUGCAGAGAAAACAUUUACUCAGUUUAGGAAUCAAAAAUGGUUCCAGGUUGGUCUUCCUGUGCUGAUCUAUGUACGUGCUUGGUUGCUACGCUUAUGAACAUUACCAUAUAUCUAAGACCAUAAAAUUCCUAUCACAUCUGUUACCGAAAUAAGUGCAGUGGCCCUUCAGUUUUUGAACGUCUUGGAAGUUAAACAUUUCAGCUUUUGAAUGCCGAAAAACCGGAAGCAACUGCUUCGGUUUUCAAACGCUUUUCGGAAGUCGAAUAUGCCACCCGGCUUCUGUACUGAGUUUUCCAGAAGUAAAUGCUUUGGUUUUCAAACGUUUCGGAAGUCAAACCAUCUUCUGGAACGGAAUGUUCGAAAACCAAGGUACCGCUGUAUUACAUUUAAGGCAGUAGGUAAAGGAUUGGGACAGAAAAACAUCACAGAUGGGAAGUCAAAAUGCUGGGGGAAUAUUGCAUGGAAAGUGAAUUUGUUAAAUUGUAUGGAAAUCCAAUAAAAAUGUAUGGCAGGGCGGAGAAAUGCAAAGUUCCCUUAGAUCAGCGGUUCUGAAAAAAAAAAAUUCUCCGAGCCACAGUUUCAGGAUACAAAAUGGCUUGCCUCGCACCGAUUUUUUUAAAUUGGAAAAUGGAAAGAAAGAAGUCCUAGCAGUGCUUGACGCAACUGCUUUGUAACAGGAUCACAGGACAUCCAGAAAAAAAUAAAGAGAUCUAUGCACAUUCUGCAAAACGUAGAUCCGUAUUUUGAUACCAUUGCAGUGCUCCACCACAACUGAAACGCCUAAAUGUUUCUCUGAUUCUCCUUCCCGUGAAACUUGCCGCACCCUUUUUGAGAACCACUGCUCUAAACCCGGAAAGCCCCAAAUUUUUGUUCUUUGGCUUUCCCUGUGGCUAGGUGCUUUUCCCUUGGUGUGGCCACUAGGUGGUGGUCAAGGUCAACACGAAUACAGUGGUACCUCUGGAUACGAACGGGAUCCGUUCCGGAGCCCCAUUCGCACCCUGAAGCGAACACAACCCGCGUCCGCGGGUCACGAUUCACCGCUUCCGCACAUGCAUGUGACGUCAUUUUGACCGUCUGCGCAUGCGCGAGCAGCGAAACCCGGAUGUAACGUGUUCCGUUACUUCCGGGUCACUGUGGAGCACAACCCGAUAGUGCUCAACCUGAAGCAACUUAAACCCGAGGUAUGACUGUAUCCAUGUAGCAGGAAACACCCCCCCAAUCAUUCAGUUUGUACAAACUUCACACACACUUACACUCACACACUACAUACGCUACGCUUCUGUUAUAAAUUCAUAGAAAAUCAACCAUACAUCGGAUUUGCACUGUUCCGCUUUUAUUUUACUCCAUGAAGGAAGGACUACAAAAUGGGGAAGGUUUGAUACAGGGCAGCCAUAAUCUGUGAGCAUACCAGUACAUACACAGGAGCCCUGCCCAGUUGCUAUGCCAACCCUGAUGGUCCUAGACAGAAGACCAUCAAGAUCACAAAGAACUUGCAUAUGGGAAUGGAUUCAGCACGGACUGGAACAAAGGACAAUAAUCAGCUCUACCUUCUGGGGGCAGGAAACUGCAAACUCCCCUCUGUCACCUGGAAAGUACUCAUGGGGAGGGGGAAAGGGGGAACCAGCCAGGUGACAAGAUACUCAGGUUACCACCACAACUCCUCCCUCAACCCCUCCUUUCUGUGAUGUAUGUAUCUGUGGGGUGGUCUUAGGUUACACCCCUUCUGUGAUGUAUGUAUGAUGUUUCUGGGGGUGGUCUUGAUCUACAGGGUGGCAAUUUCAAAAGUCUUUAUAAGGUCUUGCACACCAUUUUUCUGGGUCCUUCAUCUCUCCUGCAAGUGAGAGGAACACCCUGUUGCAACAGUUCAAUAAAGGCCAAGCCUACAGGCUGCUGUUUUGCUCCAAGUUAUCCUGGUUGGUGUCUUUGUUUUUGUCCAAGGGAGCCCUCGGAUUUUUCCGGGAACACCCAGAAACUCUAGUGUGUGAAAGCACUCCAGAUCUGCCUUUAAAGCAGAAUGCCUCUCUUUGGAGAGGCAUCUUUCACGACGUGGAGCCAGGAGCUCUCCUUAGGACUGAUUUUCUCUUCUCCUUCUCCCUUUCCUGUUCUCCAGGUUUAAACGGGACGUGCAACAGCGCCAGCGAUCCCACGUCGACGUCUGAAACUCAAGACUAUUUUAUGUAAGUGUUGGCGGACCCCUUGUUAGCCGCUCUGAGCCUGGUUUUUGAAAUGGGAAGGGCAGGGUAUAAAUUUUAAUAUUAUUAUUUUUCUGGUCACCAAGGGGCAAUGCAAGCCUGGGGUGGUUGUUUUUCGUCCUUCAUUUCCGUCCUUAAUUUUCUCGUAGCAAAUACGGCCCCAUCUCCUCGUCUGAGCAGCGGCAGAGCUACAAGAACGACUUCAACGCGGAGUACAGCGAGUACCGUGACCUUCACGCCAGGAUCGAGCGGGUGACGCGGCGGUUCAUGCAGUUGGACUCGCAGCUAAGGCAGCUCCUCCAGGGCUCUGAGGAGUACAAGGUGGGCCGGCGGCAGCCUCGGACUACAAUUCCCAUCAUCCCUAGCUAAGAGGACCAGUGCUCAGGGAUGAUGGGAAUUGUAGCCCCAAACAUCUGGAGGGAGGGGCAGAGUUUAGGGCCUCUAAAGGUAUUAAUCUGGUCCUGACCACAAGCUCCUGUAAAAACGUACCAUCUCCUUAGAGUCAAAACAGCAUAAAGUGUAAAACAAAGCAGCAAAAUAUUAUAGAGCAGAGUUUUCCAAACUUGAGUCUCCAGGUGUUUUUGGACUACAACUCCCAUUAUCCCUAUAUCUAGCAGUGGCCAGGGAUGAUGGGAAUUAUAGUCCCAAAACAGUUGAGAGACUCAAGUUUGGGAAACACAGUGGUACCUUGGUUCUCAAACUUAAUCCGUUCCGGAAGUCCGUUCCAAAACCAAAGCGUUCCAAAACCAAGGCGCGCUUUCCCAUAGAAAGCAAUGCAAAACGGAUUAAUCCGUUCCAGACUUUUAAGAACAACCCCUAAUACAGCAGUUUCGCAUGAGUUUUACUGUCUAACGAGACCAUGGAUCUAUAAAAUGAAAGCAAUAAACAGUGUACUUCAGUCGCACAAUCAAUCAAUCGGUAGCUGAACUGGGUUCCACUCAGUCACAAAAAACAAAACGAAAAAGAGCCGCAAAAACAAAAAGGCAAAAUAAAUAGCAAAAACAGACAGACCUCAGUAUAAUACUGAAAACAGAAGUUUGGCACUCAAAUUGGAAGCGUAACACUCAAAACGGAGCACGUUCGGCUUCUGAAAAAUGCUCGCAAACUGGAACACUUACUUCCAGGUUUGCAGUGUUCGGGUUCCAAGUUGUUUGAGUACCAAGGCGUUUGAGAACCAAGGCACCACUGUACUGGUUUAGCGAAAAGGGGAGUACGAAAAUUGGAUCAUCAUCUGAUGUGGAGGGUCUAGGAGCCAGAAAUCAUCUGUCCUAAGAAAGCUUGAUCUCAGAUCGGUGCCUAAAUUUCAUUAAGAUCCUGCCAGCUUGAUUUUCAAACCUUUAUAUGCCUUGCUUUGCCAUUUGUUGCUGUUUUUUAACACAUGGUUUGUUCGUUCUUUUGUAGUCUAUCCACGAUCAGAUACUGCAGGAAUACCGGAAAAUCAAAAAAGUGAGUCUUGCUUGCUUAUUUCUAUAAAGCGGUUGCGCCAAAAAAGAGAGAGGCUUCCGUGCAGUCAGUUUUUAAAUGAGACAGUCCUUGCGCCCCUGCUCACCUUAGAAAUGACACACAAGGAAAAAGGGAGGAGGAGGGAGGAGGAAAGAAGGAAACUCGGGUGUCCCCAGUUCGUACACCGCCCUUGUCACCGCAAAGCAAGUUUUUACGUGCUCUGCAUGUGAGAAGCUCAACCUUCAGCAACUGAGGAAAUAAACUGGGAUUCAUGGCCGGCUCCUAGAGAAAGCAGGAUGUCAGAACAGCCUUUCCUCCCAGCCUUGGUUGCUCCCAGAUGUUUGAAACAGCAGCUUCCACAAGCGGUUGGAAGUUGUAGGACAGAAACGCCGGGCGGUCAUCAGGGCGGGGUGAAGGAAGGCUGGCUAAUAGGUAAAGCUCCCUGUUCAGCAGCAGUCUACCUUAGAAUGCCAGUUGCCAGAGAGCAAAAAAUAAAAAAACGGUGGAGAUUCCUCAUUGCAGUGAGGGGGGUUGGACUAUGCUAAAGGUAAAGGGGCCCCUGACCAUUAGGUCCAGUCGUGGCCGACUCUGGGGUUGCGGCGCUCAUCUCGCUUUAUUGGCCGAGUGAGCCGGUGUACAGCUUCCGGGUCAUGUGGCUAACAGGACUAAGCCGCUUCUGGCGAACCAGAGCAGCGCACGAAAACUCCGUUUAUCUUCCCGUCGGAGCGGUACCUAUUUAUCUACUUGCACUUUGACGUGCUUUCGAACUGCUAGGUUGGCAGGAGCAGGGACUGAGCAACGGGAGCUCACCCCGUCAUUGCGGGGAUUCGAACUGCCAACCUUCUGAUCGGCAAGCCCUAGGCUCUGUGGUUUAACCCACAGCGCCACCCGCGUCCCCUGUAACCUGAGGUAUGACUGUAUUAUUAUAAUUGUAAUAAAAACAAAUUUCUUUUCCCCUUCCAUCUCUCUCCAUCCUUCCUUGCAGACUAACCCAAACUACAGCCAGGAGAAGAACCGCUGCGAAUACCUGCACAACAAGCUCGCCCACAUCAAAAAACUGAUAGCCGAAUAUGACCAACUGCAGUUCCAGUCUUGGCACUGAGAGGGGUGGGGGGGACGGUGAAAGUUUUUGCAGAGAGCCCACCACCCUCCGGUUCCGCUGGCGGCGAUUGCAAACCUGUGAACAGCUUCCGGAACAGGGAAGAGGAGCGGCAGCAGGAGGAGGAAAAUGUUUGAGAGAUCUCUGUGUGGCACGACAAGGAUCAGCGCACGAUUCGCACCCCCGCGUGAGAGACGACCCAUCACUUUUGCUGUACAAACCCCGGAGUUUUCAGGUGGGGGGGGGAAGGUACAAGGGGCCCGGUCCCCGUUUUAUAUAAGCAAUUCUCUUCCCGGAUAUUAAAGAAGACAGUGAAAGAAAGGAGAAGUUUGCUUAUUUUUCGGAUAGUAUCUGCUCAAAAAAACGAGAGACUGUUUUUCACGUUGGC
Molecule: messenger RNA, 48089 nt
Organism: Podarcis lilfordi (Lilford's wall lizard)
Lineage: Eukaryota; Metazoa; Chordata; Lepidosauria; Squamata; Lacertidae
Source: the annotation of a GenBank genome assembly